Messenger RNA from Xyrichtys novacula (pearly razorfish), 47336 nucleotides. The record is from the annotation of a GenBank genome assembly. Lineage: Eukaryota; Metazoa; Chordata; Actinopteri; Labriformes; Labridae.
AGUGGAGAGUGUGUAAUAGGACACCAGCCCUCUCUGUCUUUUCGCUCUCCUCUCCUCUCCUCUCUCUCUCUCUCUCUCUCUCUCUCUCAGUCAAGCCCGCUGUGUGAGCUCCUAGAUGGAAUAGCAGCAUUUUUCUUCUGUGCUCUAACUGAAGGAAACUGGAACCAAGGUGUGGAAAUAAGAGGGAUAAAUAACACAGAGACACCUGGCUUUGUUCAAGUGGGACCAGCAGUGGAGGAAGCUCCUUGAAAGGUGAGUCCUGGACUAGAGACGUAUGUGGAGUCUGUCCUUGUAGGUAGAGGGUCUUUACCUGCUUUACUGCACCGCUCUGUGGUGGUGGAGAUCACCCAGGAGAGGCAGAAGGGAGGUGGCAGGUAGGAGGCAAACAGGUGCAGGGACGUGGGGAGGGUCGUGGGACGUAAACUAAAUCUGAUAGUUAUAGAGCCAGCCAAAUUGACCAUGUGUCAUCUUGAAAUCUGAUGUAGUAUUACACCAGAAUACUGCUUUAUUUCCUCCAUAAUGCUUCGAGUUAAAAGGUGUAAAAAUUAUUUAAUUUAAGUCAUAAAUUGUUGCUAAAUGUCUUCAAGCUGAUUAAAACUAAAAGUUAGAAGCUUUUUAAUGUUAAUUUGCUGAUAUUGGUUGACUUGAUUGUAACAUUCAGUGGUCUAAGAAGUAGAAAACACUUUUUUAUUAACAUUAAAGUAUUUCUUUUUUCUUCUAAGAGGAUUUUUCAGACCCUCGUGUUGGAUAUAAAAUCAGGAAAUGACUACAGGUCAUAAUUCUGUUGCUUGAUAACCUUAAGUUACUCAUAAGGAGAGAGUUUCAGACUUUUACAAGCUCAGGGUUGAAAUUCAGACUUCAAUUUCAAACUAUGAGACACAAUUUUAGGGCUGGAUUUCUUUAAGUAGUGUGAAGAAGAAUGUAGGCCUUUUAGGUUUCUAUUUAGUCCAAGUAGCUUGCUUACAACUUUAAUUCACCACAUUAAGGUUCCUAGUUUGGUUUUAGCUCAUUCCCAAUCAUUUGGUUCUGUAAAAAAAUGGUUUUCUAGCCUCACAAUGUCUGACAUCAUAAGAUUCACAUUUUUAAACAGCGAGUCUUUCAUUUUUAAACACUUGAAAUAAACAGUUUCGUGUUCUCGGCUGUGCGCAUGUGAGGGUGCGUGUGGUCGUAACACAGCUACUGACAACUGAAUGACAGGGUGUGGUGUGAACACACGCCGUCCUGUUAGACUGCCAGGACACAGGGAGUAACUUUUUCAUCUUUAUUCCUGAGUUACUGGUGAAUAAGAACUGAAAAGUUUGAUUUAUGUAAAAAUAACCCAAAAAGGAAUUGUUCUGCUUCAGUUUGUAGUCUUUGUAAAUUGUACACGUGUGCAAAACAUUAUCAGGAGCAGAUGGGAUCCAAAUAUUCAGACCUCGUUUUUGGAGCAUGAAGGGAAAAAAAAAAGAGGAUUUGCUUGUACAGCUUUGCCAUUUCAUCAACAUUAGUUUUUGAGCUGUACCUCUGAAAUAGUGAGAUGGAAAAUUCAUUAGGCCGUCUGCCAAGAAAUGAACAAUAAACACAAUUACCAUUUCACCCCACUGGAAAUGUAACUCUCCACUCUCUUCAGCUGACCUCCUUUUUGUGGAGACAUUUAAUUGCCAUCCAUCGUGGAGAUUCUUGGCAAACUCAGCGCUGGAAUUCCUGGACUUUGAAACGCUCAACAAAUUUAAUUGAAGUAUUUAUUAUUUUUGUGCCAGGCAACAAACACUAAGGCACCUUUUUUUUUUUUUAUUGUGAGACCCAUUUGUUCAGGGGAGCAUGAUGGUGGUCCUCCUGAUAGUGAGCUCAUUCAUGUCACAGGGCGGAGAUCAGCACAGAUAGGGUGUUGUUUGGGAAGCAAAAGAGGUGUUUAAACCUGACCGGGUGGGAUGUUAUAGGAGAAUCAGAGGGAGGCGAACUCUCAUGACGAUGAGUUUAGCAGGUGUGACACCAGCAUUCCCAGGGAGAGGGUGCAGGACAGGGAAGAUGUAAGUAGUUAAAAUAAACUUUUUAAAGGGUAGAUUCACUCAAAAUUAGCCUUGCUUAUUUUCAAAUACUUACAGUGAGAAUGUCAAUAUUGAUCCUGUAAAACCCAAGAUAACAUUUAACGACAUUUUUGUGACCAUUGCAAACAUACUUUGAAUUCUUGUUUUCUCCAGUUUUGACAUGUGCACACUACAGUAUGGGUUUGGGUUAAGGAAAUAUUCUCGUUAUGGCAGUAAAACACAAGUGCAAGGUUAUGUUUAGACAACAAAACCACUUACUGAAAGUGAGGGAAACGGUGUGGUUAAGGCCAUAAAAACUGAAUUAGUAGUUGGUCUGUGAUGGUGUGCAAACUCCAGUGUGACUCAGUCCAAAACUCAACACCCUGACUCUUUGCUUAGCAACGUAAAGGACAAACCAUCAACUGGACUGACUCUGCAAAAGAUUAUAUUUAUAAUUAAAAUAAGUUUUAGGUCAAUUAUUAGAAUAAAGUUUUGCCCAAGUUUGGGUAAAACUUUAACUUGGGUCCAUGUUUGUUGUAAAGACAGGAGCACAAGAUUACUUAAACUACCUUGUACAAAAAGAGUCCUCCUUACUCAUAAAAAAACAACAAUAAAGUUUCCAAAUUGAUUUUGUUUAGCAAUAGAAUUAUUAAAAGUAGGCAUAAACCUUGAAAAUCUUCUACAUAUUUACACUUUGACAGACAAUCUACAACCAGAGAGCUGAGGUUUUAAAAUCUAAAAUAACUUCAAAAAUGUCCUCCUGCAUUUCCAUGAAAUUUGGGUGAAGCACGCCUUUAAGAGUGGAAACAAAAACCCCCUAGCAGACCCGGUCUUAGACUCAGGACAGGGUCAAUAGAGCCAUCUGCCUGGAGGCUAACGUUGUUGGAGACACCCCAGUUGAAGCAAGCUCUGGGGUGAGGGUGUGUAUGUUUGUGAGUGGAUGAUGCAGCAGGAGGAGAAGGGCUGCAGUACAGCGGCCAGGGCCCCACGCUGUUUUAUUCCUCUCAAGUGCAGCCAAAGAGUUCUUGUUCCUCUGCAGUUUCCAUCUGUUAUCCGUAUGCACCUGAACUAUACCAUUCCACCUCGGCUAUAUAUCAGUCACGCCUCACUCCACCACACACGCCCAUAUCUCAACCUAUUUGUACACUACACCCCAAACUGAAAUUUUCAUAGCAAUCACGGAGCUCUGCUGUCUCUCAGACAUCAAUUUUUUAUUGUGCAUCUAUAAGCCAUGAGAGCAGAGAUUCAGCCCUUGCACAAAUAUUGUUUUCUUUCUGCAUGUAAAAUGGACAGUGUCUUUGUUUAGUGUGAUGUGUUUUGUGUGUGUAAGGAAGUGUAACUGCCAGUUUUGGUGCUUAAAACAGCCUUUCUUCAGUAGAUGAGUUUUGCAUUGCAGGAGUAAGUGUCCCGCAGGCAAUACAGUACCUGCUGCCAUCAAUUAUGUAGCUGCUCUUGUCCUGUUAUGGAAAAAGGAACAGGAGGAGGCUGAGGAGAGAGUUUCUCCAGCAGCUCUUUUGUGCAGAUUUAACUCAUUCAUAUUUAAGAGAGGUAUAUAGCAAGGAUACAGUAAGUGAAGGGUUCUUACUGACAUCUCGUCCUCUCAUCUGUGUCUCCAUUCUGUCUGCCAGCAGUAAACAAAGGGAGGAAUAACAAUAGAUGUUAUUUUAAUGAUUAACUUGUAUGAGUAUUUCACAUUCUUUUUGUUCAUUGGUUUAUUGGACAUUGAAGUAUUUUGUCAACUUUAUUUACAGAUAAAACUAACAGCUCUGAUAACCCUUUAACAUACCAGCCAUGUACUAUGAUAUAGGUACCAUUAACCGUUAUUAGGACUGGGCAAUUUGGCAAAAAAAAAAAAAAAAGAUAUAUUUUGGCAUAUUGUCCAAUCUCGAUUAUUAACACGUUUUUUUUUAACUGCCAGUUUUAAAGCAGCUGUACUAAAAACUAAAGAAACUAGAGAUUAGUUCAACAUUUUUUAACAUACAAAGUAAAUAUAGAAGCAAAUUGAAUAAGAUAAACAUAGAAAAAUAUAAAAACCAUUUUAACUCAACAGUACAACAAAUGGAGAUAAAUAAUGAUUAAUAAUUCAGUGAACUAGUUUACAGUGCUGAGUGUUUCUGCAGGUAUGCAGAACCCAAAAUAACAGAUCGCCCCCUCAGGGAUUAUGAAGACGCCUUGAAAUGUAAACAUUAAAUGAUGUAAACGUAGGUGAUAAGAUUAGUAGCUGCUCUGGUCUGGUGGCUGCACUGCUAGUUGUAGCUAAACUGCUAAUGCUACUAGUGCCAUCAGCAGUGACAGGCUGUACAGACUCCGCUCACAUUUUCAUGCUUUCCGCAUAAUCACUGGGGAAGUACCUCUUCAAAUGAUUUAACAGAUUUGUUGUGUUGCCGGUUUUUGAGCGCACCGAUCGCCGACAUACCUUACACAUCGGCUUAAUUGUUCAACUUUACUUUGGAGAAAGCUCUACAUUCUGUCAUUCUGUUUACUUAUCCUGUUUACUUCUCUGACAACUUACAGAAGUGAGCAGGAAAAGAUCGACUCUGAUUGGCUGUUGUGACGCACACUUCUGCUAUGUUUGAUCGAGUAAAUAUGCUCACAGCUGAUCAGCGUGAUUGAACUGAAAUUUAUCACGAUCAUAAAAUCGCCCAGCCCUUAUCGUUACCAUUUCAAAGCCACACACUUACCAUUCUUAUUUAAGGUAACUGUCAGUCAAUAAAUAGCCAUGGAAACUUUUUGAAUUUAACAAAGUCAGCUUUUCAAAAUACUUGGCUAGCUUAGAACUUCAACAGCGCUACCUUACUUAGUUUUUGGCAUCUUUGAAUCUCUUUUCAAAUUGGUUAACUCAAGUGUUGGUGGCUGUGAUUGCUUACAAGACUCAAGCAAAUAUUUAAGCGUUUUUAUUUAAGUUUGUCUUAUUUUGAAGAAGUUAUGUGGUCUUUCAAAAUGGUCUACUCUCAACGUUAGCUAGCUAGCUUACAUAUGUAUUUUACGACAACUUUAAUGUUAAUUUAAGUUAGUUUUAAGAUGGCCUUGGAUACACUGUGUUUGUUUUCUUAACUGUGUCUGCUUUUUGAAGCCAGAAAACAUCACACACAUUUUUGACUUUCUCUGUCUUAUAUCCUUAACAGGUAGUGGAACACUGGUCGUUCUUGCUGAGCAGCGCAGUCAUGGGCAGGCCAGGGGGGUUGGCCAGGCCACCUCUGGUGUCAGCUAUGGCACUUUCCCUCCUGGCUCUCUCUCUCCUCUCCAGCGGAGUUUCCAGCCUCCCUCAGCCUCAGCCAAGAGUCUUCCUUUCCUUUGAGGGUAAGAAAAAAGCCUGCUCCCUGAAAUGAAUCUACACGGUCAACUUGGCUCUUUUCCCGUUGUUGUGUGUCUCUGGAGUUGUAAUGAGGAUGCAGCGAUACCAUGUGUGCAGGGCAGUAAUGCUAAACAAAUGCUUAAUAAUGAAGGCAGGCCGUGUGGGAGCACCAUUAUGGAGUAGUACGCAGCUAAGCAAACUCUGCAGUUAUUUGGAAAACAGCUGUUUUCUUUGGUCGGAUAAAAAUCAAAAGUGAGUAUGGCUGGAAACAUUUAAAUCACACACACCUCAGGCCUUCUUGCUCAGGUUUGGGGAGACCCCUCAUCCAUUCUUUGUCCUAAUGUGUGUCAGCAAAAAGUCAGCGCUCUGCAGGAGGGGGCACAGCUUGUAAGAACUCCUCUGAAUCUGGUCCUUGUUAAACUUUAAUCACACCCCACCAUGCUGCGGACCUCUGGGCAUUGUUGCUGCCUCUCGUUUUGAUCCCCCUUGUCUCAUUUCAUUUCUUUGACAUAGAUUGUUUUUAUGAAUCUUUGAUGCCCCCCCCAUGAAACGAGAGUGUGGCGCGGGUCGGUGGAUGAGCUGGCCGAUCGCCCCCAAAACCAUGUCCAGGAGUGGUGCAGUAAUAUGUUCCGCGGUGGCCAGAUAGCUUGCAGUGGUUGAAGGAGAUGUUUGAUCACCUUUCACUAGCUCUUGCAGCUGAGGCUGUCUGUCAGUAAGGUAUCUGCAGCGAGUUAAUAAAGUCUUUUAAUACGGGCUAAAGCAGGUGAAGUUCAAGUGUUUUCCCUUCAGAUUUGCGUCGCUGUGCCAAGUCUUUCCCCAAUUUGGUCUCAUUCUUUCCCCGUAGGAUCAUUAUUAUUUCAUCUGUCUUUCCUUUCCUUUCCUUUGUACUUUCCUUUUCCAGUGAUUGUCCAACUCGUCAUAACAAAACCAACCUGCAGUCUGUUCCUGUAUAAACUGUAGACUUCAUUCUCAUUGCUGCAGACAAAUUAGGGAGAAAAAAACUUCAUCUCCACAUUUAUAUGUUCAGUUUUGAUAACUUAAAUCAUUCCACUCACUCAUUUCUGGCUCCUCCAGUGUUUCCAAAUAGCCAGCUUAAAAGGUCAGAGGUCAGCGUGCUGAAAAUGAGCCAUUCUCUGUAAUCCUGAAACCCACAAUUUCCAUUCAGAGUCCGGAUUAGAUCUGAUAUGUAGUCGCUGCAGUGAGGACCAUAAAAGGAGACGUUUGAAGCUACAGUGCACCUAUUCUUUACCAGACAAUAGAUGUGAUUUCCAUCUGGGAUAUGAACAGUAUGGGUGUGUUUCACCAGUGGUUAAUUCAUGAAGAAACAGACUAGGCAUGGGCUGGUAUCAUAAAAAAUAUAACAAUUUUACCGUAGCGUGGUAGUAUAACUAUUUCAAAAUGUGUUAUUUCAGAGAAUUCUAUCGGGCAUCACUAUGAACAUUAUACAGAAUAAUCUCAAAUGAGUAAGCACAUCGAAUAUUAAAGUAAUACUUUCCCGCAAUACUGAAAAGAUAAAGAUUGAAGGUAAAAUUUUACCCUUUCAACAAUCCUCUUGUUCCUUGGAUGCCAAAUUUUUUAACAGGACUGUCGCAAAAUAGCAGUAUAGACAAUAACUGUCAUGAAUAAAUAAAAGUACUGUGGGGAAGAGCUAACUGUAACGAAAUUUAUACUUCUACUUUAGAAAAGUUUGUUAAAGUUCAAAAUCGUGAAGGUAGACGCAGGUUAUAAUUCUCUUGGUUGUAGUAAAGAAUUUUGAGUAUCAGCUGUUUGGCUGCAAGUUUCAGGCUUGUUUCCCCCACAAGCACUUGAAAUCAAGAGGAAUUCAGGGAGUUUGGGCUCCAUCCAAAGCAGCGAUAAAGAUGAAUGGAGAGUCAUGGACGAAGACUGGAAAAGUGGUGUCCUGGAGGGGAAGAAGGAGCAGGUGGUUUGGCACCUGCUGGGUGGCCUAAAGGUUAGCCCUGAAGUCUGGCUCGUUCUUCUCCCAGAUGUGAAGACCUGUUAAUGAUCACAAGCUGGAAUGAACUAACCCAAGAAAAUAAACCGAUGAGCUAAACGCUCAAGUUGGAAAGAGAUCUCUAAGAUCCGACUCCCCCCACUCCUCCUUUUUCUCUUCAUAUCACUGCUGAAAUCCAAUCCAGGGGUAAGGCAGGUUCACGGGACUCUCGGCGCAGCCUCGCGUCCUGCAGAGAAGUUGCUGUCUCUGACAUUCCUGUCUCUCCCUCGCUCUGCUUACUCUUGUGCUCCUCAGGCGAACACAGCCAGACCACAAUUAAAACCGCAUAAUAAACAGUGAGAAUGCUGCUAACCCAAAUAAUAAACUUUCAAGUGGUGCCUUUCUCUUCCGUGGCUCGGAUAAUGAACUGCAGGCCCCCUUCUGUACAGCAAAACUAUUUUGAGAUCCCCGCUGUGAUAAGGUAUGAUUACCUCUGUAUGUAUGCUGGAAAUAUCUCUCACCUCAACAUUAACUUGGUGUCAGAAUGAGGGUUGAAUGCUAAUAAGAAGGAAUGAGUUUGUGCAUAGAGAGGUUUGAACCCGCACGUCUGCAGCAGAGACUUUGUCAACCUUUUCUGUGGGAGCUGAGUUUCAGCCCCCACAGGUCUGGCACCCCUGGUUAGAUUUGGUGACAAGGACGGCAAAGCUUCUUAAAAUGUAAAAUCGAUUGUCCAACUUGUGUGCCUUAACGAAAUGUGUUGUUUCACGUGAAUUUGAUAGAACACCGCCACCUCUCAAACAAACCAAACCUUCGUAGCCGCUCGGUGACUGUAUUGAUGUAAUGCUCACUCAGGCUAAAGCUGAUGUACUUUAAUUGCGAUGGUGUGAGCUAGUGCUAACUCGGCUUGAGCUAGCAUAAACAUAGUACAGUUGCUGAGUACUCAUAAACUAGUUUGCCAGCAAUUGCUAAAGUUAAGCGAACAAAGCAUCACUGUUGCUCCACAGGGUCGAGUGCUGUGGAGUUUUUGACAGGUUUUUAUUUACUUCAGGGUGUUCAGUUUGGGGCUAGAUAAGAGACGUGACUUCAGGGUAGACUGAUAGCUGUUAGACUUAUUAUUCUCAGUCUGCCUUGGUUGUUGAGUUACUAUUCUGGAUGUUAAUCCUACCAGAACAGUUUAAAUCUGAAUAUUACGCCAGAUUCUAACAAUAAGACUAAAGAUAACGAUGAUACCAGCCAAGGUGAUUCGACAUAUCAAACACUAAUAAGAUAAGAUGGAACAGGCUGACACAGUAAUGAUGCUGUAAUAUUAUGGCUUAGAGAAUCUCUGACACUGAGAAUAAAUUGUGUAUUUUACUGUGACUUUUCUCUGUGGAAGUUGUGAACAACAGUCUUUUCUGUCUAAAAUGUAAACCUUUGCCAAACACUAGCAGGGACAGUGGUUAAAGACAGUAAGCUAACUAUGACAAAACACUAGUUUCCUGGUGGUUUUAAUUACCUAUCAGCAUUAAUUAAUUAAUUACGAGCCGAUAACUUUGAAAAUAUGUGUUGCAUAAAUACUACCUAUUUGAUAUAACACACUGCUCCUGAAUUGUAUACACUUGUGGGCUUUCAAUUGGAAGACGAGUACUUUAUUGCUUAGAAACACAGCAUAUGGAAUAUGAAUCUUAUUGCUACUGCUACUGUAUCCUGUUUUGCUCUUACUGUUGCCAAAUUUCUGUUCCAGCAAUGGCAGGAUCAGAAAUUCAGCCUCAUUUAUCCCUCGAGCUGGCUGUCAGAGCAGCGGUCUGUGUUUAUGAUCUGGAUCAUUUAACUUCAUCAGCGGACAAACUGUUCUGGCAAAACCCCAUCACACAACACUGUAUUAAUUUAAGUAUAUGAAUAUAUGAACGCCAACCAUGAAAGAUGUUUAUUUUGAAGUCAGACGGUCCGUGCGUGGUUUUGAGAGGAGGACGUAGAUUUGGCACAUAUGUCUGGCUGAGGGCCGAGCUGUGAAGAGAUUGAUUAAGAUGACGUCUGAGGCUUAAUGAGCACUCUCUCACGCUGGUAUGAGCCACAUGGUUUGCGUUCACAACCAAGGGUUGGGAUCCAAGAAGCAGGGUACACCAGACCCCUUCAUUCUUUUAUCAUGCCUCAUUAAUACCCCCCACUCGUCCCCCAUCAUUCACACAGCAAUGAUACUGUACUUACACUGCAGGUGGACGCCAGUCUGUUGAGGAUGUUUACUCAAUGGUGAGGGUUUGCUGAGGGGUACGUGUAUCACUGUCAGAGAAAGAGUGUGUUUGUCUGCCCUAAGUGCCCUGUGGUGCAUUCCUUCCUAAACUUGAUUGCAUUUCGAGGCUACACUUUCUGCUCUUUCAUUGUUAAAACUAUGUGGUUUUCUUGCUUGGCAAGUAAGGACAUAAAAUCUUCAAGCUUGCUUGUGCAGCUCAGGAAGCCCAUAAACUGAACAAUUUCAAGAUUCCCAUCAAUCUAAACAGUCGUACAUUUUCUGGAUUCCUUUGGAGGAAUAUCCACUGGGGCAGUCCUGGACAAAUUUACAUUUAUCCCUUGUAAUAUCUCAGAUUAAACCCUUAAGAUUAACAGGGUCAAAGAAUUCGCCAUUGGUUUAAAGUUUAAGCUUUCAUAAGGAUUUUUCACUUAGCCCAGUGAGACGCUUAUAAGUUGGGUCUUCUUUAGAGGCCACCUUGAGGUCAAAAUGUCAACAAUUAACCCAGAGGGAGGCCAGGAUGUCAGUGUCUGUGCCUUAAGGUUAAUUCCUUUCUAAUAUGAGACAUCGUCUUGUCUCUGUUUUGCAUCAAACCUGCACAUUAGCCUCUAAACUUUACAGUGGUAAACAUAAUCAGGCAUGUUAAAGCACAAUCAGCGACGCUCCGUGAUUAUGGAGAGUUAUUUACAGGGUAAAGUACAGGCCUGUCAGAACUGUCAACAAGGGCAUACAGAGGCAGGCUGCAAAUAGCAAUUGGUUAGCAAAGCAUGCGUGUGUGUGUGCUGUCCAAGCACUCAUGGUAAGAGGAGAGCUAUUCUUUGUGCAUUCGUGCGUUUUCCCUAGACUGAUGUCUUAAGAUGUCCAUCUAAUUGCCUGAGUUGCAGCGCCAGUUCAGUUUCCGUUAGCGGGUCGCUCCAGCUCCAGCCUGCACUGCCUCAGGGCUUACAGCAUUUGAGAUGUUUGACUGCUCCUCUUUCAGUCUGCCUCUUUGCGCCUGUCCAUCUGUGUGAAGCCAUUCCUGCGUCUGACCUUGCUAGCUCUGAUGAAUGUUUUAGUAUUCCCUCUGCGCAACAUGUUGAAAGGUAAUCAAUGGCCAUUAAUAUAAACAAAGGUGGUGUCUCUUUAGGGAUUGCCAAGGUCAGCUGGAAAAUCCUUGGGUUUAGGGUUGGGGUUAUAACAAAUCAAUAACUAAUGUUUACAAAAUGAUAAAUACAAGUUUUGGUAUGCUUCUCCGUGUAACCGCAUAUUUUGGCAGGGGGCAGUUUUUUUAAUUACCCAAUGUCUACUCUAUGGUUGGAGCUCUCCGAAGUAUUUCAGGAAGAGAUGCACAAUUAGGGUUACAAAAUACCGGGAAUUUUCAAAGUUGGAAACUUUCCAUGGGAAUUAAUGGGAAUUAACGAGAAUAAAUCUGGUAUAAGGUUGACCCUCAACAGGGAAUUUAAAUGUAGUUGGGGAAAAUAUAUUGUAGCGUAAUCUUGACCUAAACAACCAGAUUUAAUGCAAGUGCCCUCCUCAAUCACAAAGACAUUUGAGCCCACAGACUGUAUAAAGUCAAGUAAGUUUUGAUAAUAUUAUGGGGUAAAUAUAUUUGAUCUAUAAUAGUAUUAAUAUUUAACUUGAAAAUGGAUGCUAAAUGUAAACUAUUUUUCAGUUCAUUGACCAUUUAAGGGGCUAGCUUAUUAUGGUGGUGGUGGCUACCUCAAAUGUGAUGCUGUCUCUUCUGACUCCUUCUGAAACCAUAUAAUAAUUUAUAAAUCAGUUGUCAAAUAUUUAAGACCACUCCAGUUGUUUAACCAACUACAUUUCUUUUCAUGCCAUUGCAUUAGUGUUUUACAAGAGUUUUUGUUAUCUUAUUGUACAGUUUCCAAUUUGGAAUAUUUCCAAAAUUCCCAGGCUUAACUACCCAUGGAAAGUUUCUGGAAAUUUGCCAGAAAUUUACCAGAAAUUUUCUGCCCCUUUGCAACCCUAUAAACAAUAAAUAUCUUUACAAUAAAUUGUUAUUUUUUGUUCAAUAUUUCAAUAAUCAGAUUCCAUCUUAUGAAAACAUCAGUAAGUUUUGUGUUUGUCUUCUUGUUAACAAGCCUUCACACUCAAAAACUGUAGAUGGCAGUAUGUGGCCCGCCAAUAAUUACAAGGCAGCGCAAUUAGUGCAGCCAAGCAAGCUGGCAAAAGCAUCGAUGAGGAUUAGCCGUGCUGAUGUUUCACACUCUUCAGCUGUGGAGAAUUCAGUCGCAAAAUGCAAAAAUGUCAAGACUGGAAAAAGUCAAAUCAUGCAUUCUUAGUGUCAAUAGCAGAGGAGGUUUUCACUUUCUCUUGAAACAGCUUGAACUGAAAUUUUAAGCCCCUUGAUCAAAAUUGAGUAGAAAACAAGCUCAUCCGUAGACAGCUGCAAAAGUUUCAGUGGUGCAUCUGCCUUUGUGAGCCUUCACUCAGCACCACAGAGACAUAAAAAUUAUGUAGCAUACAGUUUCAGCCUUGAAGAUGUCAGAGAUGAGUCCCACCUGCUUAGGCCUUUUUUCGUUUUUCUUUUGGCCAUCCUCCAUCUCCAGUAAACACAUCAACUCUGGGAGUCCACUGACCCGAAUCUCCUGCGAGCCUCCCCUUGCCGUAAGAGUCUCUACGAGAGCCUCCCUGACAGUGAAACACAGAGAUUUACAGUCCACUUGGGAUGAGCAGUAACUAGAGGCUCCUGGUGUUGGCAGGUGAGAGGUCACGGCUAAGAUGUCAAGUAGGGGUUGAUUCUAAGCAAAAGAGCGGCUGCUGGUGACAUGUGAAGGGGAGGCCAGGUGCUAAUUGGAGCUUUGGGAACACAAACUAGCCGGCCGCAUGAUGGACAGGUUGUCAUCUUGAGUUUCGACUCCUACAGGGAAUAUUAGCCAACACCUUAGCAGGUCAACCGUGCAAUGAAACCAGAGGUUGACAUUGGUGCUGGAUAACAUCACUCUGCACAAACACAGGCACGCAACGCCAAGGGAGAAAAUACACUCUGCGCUCACAUGUCAUAUUUAGAUGCUGCGUCUGCUUUGGGAAGCCAGAGUGAGAGAAGGCAUGUGUAGGAGCUCAGGCAUUCAGCCCAGCCAUAUGAUUCCCAUUACAGAUGUCUGGAUAUAGAUGAUCGGCGACAGACAACAAUUGGAAAAUUAAUGAGACACAGUCAAUAUGAAGCCUCCCCUCUGUGAGCCAGCUCUGGCCUCUUUCCAUGACAAGUAGUUUCAGUACAGUAAGUCUGCCGAUGCUGUUUGCACUUUGAGAACUGCCUGGGAAUGUUGGGUAUGUCUGUUGGACAGACAAUCGGACGACUCUGUCAACCAGGCAAGACCUCCUGGGUGGUCCCCACGCACUAAAUGACACCUUAGCUUCCCCUCUGACAUUUGUAUACACUACCAGUCAUUACUGUAUACCAUCAGGAUAGUCCCUUGAGGAAAGCGGUUGGCCGGACCAUUCGCCAACAGCCAUUACUUAUCUCUGGAGGGGCCUGUCAGUUGCCGGGAUAAAGUCUUUUCCUGGGGUAGCAUGUGUUAGGUAAGUGCAACCAUCCAGAACUGAACCUGAAGAGCUCUUAGCAUCAUCCGGACAAAGACCAAUGGUAUUUGGCACCGGGUUUGAAGUCAAGCCUCCAUGAUGAAACCCACUCCAUCUUGCAAGGAGAGAUUAAUUGCAAGGGGGCGGUAUAAGCCCCUGCUUCAAUAUUUAUCAAGGCGGGUGAUUGGGGUCCUCCCACUGGCUGCCCCUAACAACCGCGGGACAGGUUCUCCUUGAACUGAAUGGCAAGCAAGCCUCAUUAGCAUGGAGUUUAUUUAUUCAUGCUUGCCUUUCAGGUACAAAACCAAUUGAUGAGAGCUGAUUUUCAUUGGAGACACCAAGGCUGGUUUUUAAUCAGCCCCAUGUCCAACCCUGAAGUGUUAAUUAGCUGCAGGGACCAUUUGGUUUAUGUUCAGACACUGGUGUUAAUGAAAAAACUCAACACUCCAAACAUCCCGUCAAUUUGAUCAAAGCUGUUCCUCCCUCCUCCACAAGGGUUCAGCUAUGUUCUGACAAAAUUAUCCCAUAUUGUUGCUUCACGCUGAUUUUAUUGCCUUUUCAUGUCGAUGGAGAAGUCUCGGCUGAUGGAUUUUCACGAGGUGACUCCUUCAUUUGGCGGACAGCAGGGGGAAUGUCAUUAACAACAGCUGUGCUUUUCAGUCUUAACCACAGUUCUCUCCUCGCUCUUCUCUUCAAAAAAAAACAUCUUUCAUCUCAUGUAGCUAUCUCCUGACAAACCGGGCGAAAAAGCAUGAGAUGUUGAUGUGACACCAACUCAGACGCUUGGCACAGAAUCCUCAAACCUCGGUCACGGGCGGUCCAAAACUACAGUUGCCUCUCUCAUGAAGAUCCCACAUAUUUUCCAGCCACUGCGCAUCUCUAAUUUUUACACUGUAGCACGACAACAAACCACUCCUUGUACAGCACUCCAAAGAAGAACUAUGGGAUCGUUGUUUACUGCGAGAAGCAUCACUGUUGGACUAUGAUAUUCGAUCAGUCAGACAAUUUUGGUCUGGUCAGGGAAUCUUAAAAACCUGAGUGAGUCUUUCUUGUGGUUGAUGCCUUUCCUGUCCUGGUAAAACAGUAUAAUUAUGACCGAAAAGAAGCAGCUGAGACAGCGUUGCAGUGCCCUCUGCACUCUAAUUGUUGUCACACAAAUAGAGGCACAAUGAUAGGGUCCUUCCUGUUUUCCACAUUUUCUUCUGUUUCCACUUAGUUUUUGACCACAAACAGAUACGGGUAUGAUCUUUUAACUUUGUCACACUCAAAAGCUGGUCGCCUGUUGGGGUUUGUCCGUGAGAACAUUUGAUUCACCCACAGUUUAUUAGAGGCGGAUGAGACAGCCACAACAAAAAGUACCAAGUGCUGAACCAAAGGGCUGAAUGUCAACAGUGGAUUAAUCAACAUGAAACACAUGUUUAACAUUGAAUCUGGCUGUAAAAACACACCAAACUUUUUUUGUCGUUGUUCAUUUUCAUGGAAACAGAACUUCAAGGUUUUUGGGGACUUUUGAUAAACUAAAAAUCUAGAGUUUGUUUCAUUUUAUUUGAUAAAUAUUACUUGUUUGGUGCUGUUUACCCUACUGUAAGUCCAAAGUUUGUUAAUUUUUAUCCAACCAUUAUUCCAAGGUUUUUCAAAUUUAAUCCUAGCAGUGGUUUUAGGUUUUUGGUUUUUAUCCAAACUAAAAACCUUAACCCACUGUUUAUCAACCUCAACCUUAUCAAAUCUUUGCUCUUCUUCACCAAACCAGAAGUUCAAGGUUUGUCUGUUUAAACCAACUAUUCAUCCCAAGAUUCGUAGUUUUUAUCCUAAUAAUACAACGAGUGUUGUUGGUUUUAAUCAGAGAUUUUUUGUUACUGUUGUUGUUGGUGUUUAUUUAAAUCAAAUGUCUAAUGGUUGUCAGUUUUUAACCAACAAAUCAUCUUAGGUUUGUUGGUUUUUAUCCAAUCAGUGGGGCAAGUGUCUUUUCCUUCCCCUCUCCAAGUGUUAGAUCCAGCAAUGGCCAAAAAUUUCCCAAAAUAUAACUUAUAUGUAUAUAUAAAAGCACAUAUUAACUUCAUGUACCCCUCUUUUAAACAUAAGUGUAAACAGGGUGGGAAAACGGCAUUUGGAUAGUUCUGGUAGUGUGGUAGUGUAUAGGGUGACCAUAUGUCCUCUUUUCCCCAGACAUGUCCUCUUUUUGGGGGGCUGUCCGGCUUUGUCCGGGGAAGUUUAUAAAAUACUUCAUAUGUCCGCAGUUUUGUACCAAGUUCCGAGUUUGUAUCACGUGGACUUACUGAGUUAGAAGGGUGUAAAAGACACUCGAUCUGACUCGAAAAACUCUCAGUCGUGUCCUCUUUUUGGGAGGUCAGACUGUGGUCACCUUAGUAGUGUAGCAAAUCAGUUCCUGUGUUUUUAGUUUGUGGCUGGUUCGAAAGAAGUCUUAACCGCAGAGUAAAUCAAAGUCCUGCAUCAUCUUCUUUUCAUUCCACUCACGACCCAAAUGUAUCUCUAACAUUGCAGUACCACCCCACUUUCAAUUAUGAAUUACUCUUAAAUAAAUUAAAUUCUUUUAUCAAUCAGCUCCUUUACCCUUUAUCCCCGACAGCCCAUCCUCCAACAUGAAGAGCCUGCUUUAGGCUCAUACAGUCUCUCCCGCAGCAAAGAAAGCGACCUGCUUUUUAAUAUUGAAUGACCCCUGGACUAACAAAAGGCUUUUGUACUGCUUCCGCUUGACCACUUUCGACAAAAAAAAACCCACAUCAAAGACAGAGAAAGUCUCAGCUCUCCAGUCACCACUUUGCCUCUUCCGCCACUUCUAACCCCACUGCCCGCUGCACGGAUCAGGGUAAAUUGAAUCAACACCGGUCUGCCAUCCAGCCGACGGGGCACUAUGGGUCAAAGCUCAAAGUCAAAGGCAGGACACUGGGGACUGCUGUGAAGUCCGCAGGGAGCUGUAAGGCCCACCUGCUCACAUACAUAAUAGAAAACCCACCAACUGUCGGUGUUCAAAAUCUGCUUUCUCUGUCUUUUUUCAGUUUCUUUUCCUUUGCCGCCUGCGGUGAGGAGAGCAGGAAGAAAAACAAGACAACACAGAGAGAUACUUCAUCACCCGCAUUACUUCAGCUUUGAACAACCCUACUAUUAAAAUGUGUGGUCUUCACCUUGGCAUCUUUGAUUACAGCUGUUGAUCAUCUUCAAAUCUAGACAACAAAUCACAUCCCAAAAGAGCAACACCCUCCAUGACAAGCUGCUUAACAAUGCCUGAGCAAUGAUGUCCGCGAGCAGUCGAUGCUCUACCCUGUUGGGAAGUCGUGUGAUCUCAACAACAAGGAAUGCGUAUAAAGUCGGCCCAACAAACGAACCACAUGUGGUCUCGAGAAUUCCUACUUCACAAACACACACAAAAGAAUAGGUUUUGUUUGCUUUCUGUCUCUCCUGAUGUCUAAGUUUGAUCAUUUUUGAUAAACAGUGAGGUUUAGUGACUAAAAAGUUGACAAGGUGCCACUGAGGGAAUAAAUUUGUAAUCCCCGCUUACAACAUCAGUCAUCAGAGACCUCAUACGAAGGUUAUGAGCUGGCAAUGAUUUUAUAAACACUCAGUCCAAGUGCACUUGAAACAACUAUUAAAAACAUUGACAGUUGUCCGGAUCAGCCCCUCUCCCUGAUUGAGCAGGUGCACCAUCUGGCAAUGUGAACUUUUGAUGUUGGUCCACAAUGCCGCAGCAGUGCAGGCAUGACUCACUUGUUUGUAAGAGAUUGAAAGCAGAGCUCGGAGAAGACACCAGAGCCAGUGGUAUUUGGACUCCAGAGGGUUUUGGUUUGUCGUUCAGGGGAAGGAGCGUGAUCUAUAUGACGCACCGCCGCAGCUAAGCAUCAGGUUCAACUAGCCUUCCACCCUCAAAUCGAAAUCCCCUUUUUCCCCCCACUGACAGAAACAAUACAGAGUUCACCAAAGUGUCACUCAGUUAUUUCACCCCACACCACACCCCUCUGAACAACGUGUUCCCUAUGUGGAAUGAUGUGGAGGGAUGUCGUCAGAGGUAGAGCCAAAAAGACACAAGUGUACCGUAACUGUCCGAAUCAAUUAACAGUAAGGCGGGGGUUAAAAUACAAAGAGUGUCUCUUUUUUUUCCUCUGAGUGCAAAUUGAGUUAACAUAUUUUUGAAAUAUAGCAUUUUAAAUACAUCUAAUCUUUAAAUUAAGCCCUGUUCUUGAGGUAAGGUCAGCACGAAGUCAAAGUCUGUAUGGGGACUAAAUAAUCCCACUAGUAUUUCCAAAGCCAAAAGAACAUUCAGUAUGUCUCCAAUAAGAGCACAGGUUUGUAACUAUAUAAUAUAGGGUGGCCAUACGUCCUCAUUUACGCGGACAUGUCCUCUUUGUCUUUGUCCAGGGAAGUUUAUAAAAUCCUUCAAAUGUCCACGGUUUUGUACAGUUUGUGUAGUUUGUGUCACAUGGACUUACUGAGUUAGAAGCACAUAAAAAACACUCGAUCCGACCCGAAAAACUCUCAAAAUUAACUUUAUGUGCCUCCAUGACUCCGCCCCCAUGUAGUCAUGUCCUCUUUUUGGGAAGUCAGAAUAUGGUCACCCUAUAGAAUAAUUGAUUGGAUAACAUUGGAGUUACAUUUCAAAAUGUCAUAGUAAGAAAAAAAUGAUAUACUUUGGGCAAUUGCCUAUUUUGACAUUAGCUCGAUCAUAUCAAAACAGUGGCGUUGAAACUAUAAAGAUUCUGUCAUAGUUGACUAUUUCAUCACUAACCCUGCUCCUUAAACAUUUCACCCCAUUUACAGCCAAACCCAAUGUAGCUUUGAAAAUGUUAUAGCGAGCAGUAACAAAUCUCACCUUUUUUGUCAUCUCAUGCCUUUUUUCUCACACAGCUUCUCCCCAAACAUCCUCAGCCCAUAAUUUCAUGGUUCUUUGGCUUCUGCCCGCAGACUUUAAGCUGAACCACUGAGUUAAAUCUGCCUGUAGCCAUGACUAUAGCGUAGGAUUGUAAAACUCAAAGUACUUCUCAGACCGUCUGUUUUAACAACUGUCUGAAUGAUUUAGCUGGUACCUUUUAAGGGCAGCUCUUAAAAUUCAGGUAGUGGUCUGAGAGGUUUUCCUGAAUCACCUCCACAAGUUUAAAUUGGGAGGAUAUUCAAAAUUAAUCUUCCCGGGGCAGAGUUUGGAGCAUGGCAUGCUUUUAAUUAGCUGUAAGAGUCCGUCUCCCUUGGUGGCUCACACUUCGGCAGAGAAGGGAGUGUAACAUCUUAAGCCUUUUCGUUUGGGAAAAUAUUGCCUCUCCACUGAGCUCUCUCUGAUGCUAUCUGCCAUCUCCUCAGCUUUGAAGCAUGAGGCUGAUGCAAUCUCUUCUUUUCAAGGUCCCUCUUUAUUAAAGACACAUCUGCUCGACAGGUAGUUUUCGCUUUUAAUUUUCUCUCUAACAUGCCAGGUAAAACACAAAGUCGCAUCGGGUGCCACAUGAUGCUCUCACCCUGCACAAAAUGUUCAAAAAUAUCCUGUCCUAAUUUCAAGACGUUAACCAUCUGAGGAGAUUUAACAAAGAGGAGUCGUGGGAAACUAGCCUGUGACUAAAGUGGUUAACUUGUCUUUAUUUGAAGUUAAACACUCCAGCCUUUUUCGACGAACACGCUGAACAACAGCCUGUGAUCAGAGUGAGGGCUGCCACAGAAAAGCCACUUUCCCCCUGAGAUAAAAGGCCCUAGACUCAAAAGCGUACGCCACACAAUAAUCAAAAUGUGACUUUAGCCCAAGGCAUUGAAGCGAAGCACUGGCAACCUGUUUGUUGAUUAGAGGAGCAAGCACAAAGGGAGCUCAAAGAGGGUCAGCAGAGGGGAGGAAAUGGAGGCUGUAGAUCUACAUUACCCCCACACACCCCCUGCUCUCAGCGCAGAUUGAAAAAGUGAUAAAUAUGCAUGAGUUUGGCUUUAAUAGUGAGGGCCUUUGAUGGUAUGGUUGAGAGUUCUCUAUCUCUGGAGCAAAUAGGCUGAAAAUAACUAUCUGAGAAUGUUUACUUGGUGUGUGCGAACAAUGUGCACUCUUAAUGAGUAGAGGAAACUUUGCAGGCGGACUUUUACAUCGAGUGUGUACUGUAGCUCCUCUGAAAAUACACUGCCAAGUCAUUACUGUAUAGAAAUUCAGUACACAGAGAGUCAGCCAGAAAACUGAAGCCACGAUGUGGGGACCUCAUUAAGAGUUCAUUAGGUUUUUUGGCUAUGAAUUGCAGUUUGAGCCAAAUGACAUACAUAAAAGUGAUCAAUUUAACUGCAGUGAUUGUCCGACAAAUGCUAAAUCUUAAGUAUUAACAUCUUUAUGGCAUCUUUUUAUUUAUUCAUCUAUUUUUUAUUUUAACCCAAAUUUUCUAACUUUGACUAAAACUUAAAAAUAUGUGGACAGUUUUGCAUUAUCGAAACUUUUUGAGAUUUAGGGCCUAUUUCCACCGACAGCAUUUGCCUAAGCCAGUAGCCCCUCUUUUCAAUGCCAAGUAGUUAAGCUAUUUUAAGUAUCAAGCACAAGGGGGAUAAUUAAUCUGCUAUGUGAUUGCAGACGACAUCUCGCUAAUACUCGCUAAAAGGACUCUUUAAAUUACGGUCAAUUAAAUUAAAUUAAGGUCAUAGGUACUGUCAGCGCAAUAAAGCUGUUAGUGGACACAGGCCCUUGACAUUUUUGUGUUUUUCUUUUUACAUUACUAGCUUUAAAUCAACCUGGUAAUCAAUUAAUAAUUAUGUCCGUUCUUUUGAAAAAUCAAAGUUAUUGGUGAUUAAUCCCCCAAAAUGUACAAAAUGUGUUUAAUUUGAUUUCAAAUAGUAAGUUAAAAUCAGGUUUAACACACCAAAAUUGACAGAAUUUGACAAACCGUGUUGUCUUUUAUAGGUAUUAGAAAUUGAAAAUGAUUUUGUUCCUUUUGCUAAUGUUAAUGUUACUACUAUUUAUUUGCCCAAUUAACUUGAAAUACACAUAACACAGGGGAGGGACGGGGAUUUUGUUUCACAAACAGAAUAUUUGUUGUUGGGUGUCAUUGGAAAUUUCACAAAAGUGAAGUCAGCAUGAUACAACACCACAACAAAAUCAGAUUUUUAUCUCGCAUAAGAAAGGUGUAAAAUCAAAGUAGCUCUACUAAAACUUUGUUUGAAAAAGACCAUAAAGUUGUUGGUCAGAGUUUUCCUUUUGAAAUGAGCUCAUGCAUAUAAACCCAAUCAACAGUUGUUGUAAAAUGAGAUCACGUUGGACUUGUUUCUCUUGAGUCUAAUUUUAACAGACACUUUAUCUAAUCUCUGGAUUUAAACACUCUCAUGUGUUUUUUCUCUUUGUGUUCCCCAGACCUUCAGGCCUCCCAGUCCUUUGAGCACUACAGCAUAUCAGACAAGCCAAUGGACUACAGGAUCCUGCACAUGGAUGAGGACCAGGACAGGAUGUAUGUGGGCUGCAAGGACCACGUCCUCUCAGUGGACAUCAACAACAUCACCCAUGGCACACUAAAGGUCUGCAGAUGCUUAUCAUUAGGGUCUGUUAUUCAUAUUUUGUCCUUAUGCAAAAUGUGCAUCUGUUUUUCACCAGCUGCAUAGGAGGGAAAUAAACGCCAUGUAAGGCACAUAAAACUGCGAGAGAGCUAUUUAUUCUAAUCAGUGCAAUGAUAUGCAAAUUACCACACAUUUGCAGCCAUCAGUACAAUUUAAGGGUUAUUCAAAAGUGGCAUAAAAAUGCUGGAGCACUCUGAAAACGGAUUCCGCAUGCAGUGAAGGAGUUAUCUUCAGUGUAAUUGACAGGCAUGAAGAGCAUAAACAGAUGGGAAAGCAUUUAGGUUUCUCCAGGGAGCGCUGCGCUGAAUUCAUUUUACCCCAGUAAAUUGCUUGAUAUAUUCAUCAAACAAGACCUUCGAGCACCUCUCCUGGGUUUAAAAACGCACAUAUUUCCCUCUUACAGUAGCUCACUUUAAUUACAGACACUUUUAACCAAACUGCAACUUUUAAUGCGUUUGUUUUGGUGUUUUUUUUUCCUCUCUCAUUUUCCCUGUGAUUUCUGUCUGUGUAAACAAAAUAUGAUCAAACCUCACCGUGGGCAUAUGUUACAUCUCUCUCAAUCUGUUACUUGCUUUCUGGGCUGAUUUCCCAUUUAUCUAAACACCUUCAUGUGUUUAUUUUUAAUUUUUUUUGUACCAGGUGUUUUGGCCUGCUUCUACAAGCAAGAUAGAUGAAUGCCAAAUGGCAGGAAAGGACCCCACAGUAAGUAUGCUCAGUUUUUUGAAAGUUUUUGUUGUCCUCUCUGUGUUUUUCCAUCCAACAAGUUAGGGAUCGUGUCCGUUAUAGGCUAAUCCAAUAACAAAGUCACACUUUUAUCAUCUUUAAAGGCAUUGAGAGGACACUUUGUUUACAUUUGAUAUGCUGAAAGAAGUCACCUUGACAACAUUUUAUUCUCUGGAAGAGCAAGAAGAAGGCAGUUAACAUUUAAGCCACCGAAAAGGAAUACAGGGGAAACUGUAAGCAUCCAGAGAGCGCUUUGUAUUUUAUCUAAUACCACAUCUUGUCUAUUGGAAGGGCAUUCAGAGGGCACUUUGUUGACACACUAUCCGCUAUAAGGGCAACCAAACACCCUUCAUUGACAUCCAAGCCCCUGGAAGGACAUCCAGGGGGGCUUUGUUUACAUUAUAUUAACUGAAAGGGCAUUCAGGUGACAUUAUAAACACUAAAGGAGCAUCUAGAGAGCACUUCAUUGAUAACAGCCACUGGAUGGGCUUUUUAUUUGCUCCACCUGGGGAUAUCUAGAGCAUUAACAAAGUAGAGUCUGAAAUACGCCUUUAUGACAUCUGUGGUAUAAGGAGCAUCAAUAAGCAUGUCCAUAAUGUGUAUGGAUCCACUGAAAAACCACCAUGUCUAACUUUCCCUGGUCAAAAUUUGGACUCAAGGUUUUGUCAGCUGUUCCCAGAUCCGCUUCUCCAAGUGGGCUCACAGCAGAACUCUUACGUGCUACCUCCUGGGAUUUCCCGCUCCCAUCUGUGAGCCCAUAGCAAGCCAGAACCACAUGUGCAACAGGCAGCAGAUGUCUCCAGGGUCACCCUCUGGCCUGGAGUCCUCCUGGCAUCACUGCGGAAUAGAGACAAGCGUGGGCAGACUGAAGAGGGUAGAAAAACAAACAGAAUCAAAGCUCACAAAUGGGACACAGCUCAUUGACUUUGAGAUUUUAUAACCCGGCCUGAUUCUGAGCAGCACUUGUUAGAUGGAAGGAGAUUUAAUGAAGAUAUACAGUAGGACUCAGAGGACUCAUUCCUCCUCCGCUUCUGUUCUCGUCUAAUUGGGUUGUCUUGGAUAAGCACAGGCACAGGCACAGAUGCCUAUAGAUGCUGCAGUGCUGAGUACAGGGGAAUAGAGGGAGAAGUUUUUUUAAAGAAAAACCUCUGUAGAAACUUUUUUACAUCAAUUGAAACCCUAAUAUCCACAGCAUCAUGCUACGACCAGCACUUCCUGUUUGGCCUACAUUCUCCACCAUCUCUCCAUCCCCCUGACAGCAGCUGCACUAGUUGGAUUGGAGUUUCGUACAACAUGCUGUCGCAGGAAUAGAGGAGAAGCUAUUUCCGAUCCUUGGGUGAUUUGUGAUGCUCUGAGUCACAGCUCUGCCCAGUUGCAGAAUACAAUCCCACAAAUAUUUCUGCAAACCACCUCAGUCUGGAUCCACUCAUCGGCCCCAUCUUUCCCCCUUAUGUUAUCCCGUUUUCACUCGCAGGUUCCUCUUUCAAAUACUUCUUUCUUCUUCUUUCUCUCUUGUCUGUUUUUCCAAGCUUCUGUCACAUUUUCCGACUCUGGGAUUCUUUUUCGCCACAGGAUAUUUCAUUUGGUCUCUUUUCCUAUUUUGUGGGUUUCCUAAUUUUCCCACUGCCGCAGUCACCCUUCCCAUCUGUGUGGCUCCGCUCUUUCCUAUCGAAUCUGGAGCGAAAACAAGGCAGCAGAGAUCGACCACACAUUGUGUUUUGCCCAAGGGUGGCAUUGAAUGAGAAAUACAAAUGAACCAGGGUGAUUUGGACCAUUUGCCGCUUUUUCAAAACCCCAUCUAUUAAACUCAACGUGACCCACGCUCGAAAUUUCGACAGUGAAGUUGAACACUGUUUAUUUGGCACCGUAACAAAGAGAUUGUGGAAAGUGACAUAAUAUGGCUGGGUUACACUUGUAAGCAUCAGAUAUCAUGACCCUUAUUUUCUCAAACAAGUCAUGCCUUAUUAAAACGUCAUGAAUUGAUCCGUCUUUGUCGAGGUGAGCAAGAGGAACAGACCGCCUGGUGGAUAAACUCUGUUUUGAUGUGACAAUGUGAUAGAAAACAAAGUAAUCUGGCUGAUUUGUCGCUAACUCUUCAUCGUGUGCUAUUCUAAGUAGAGAGGUACAGCAAGUAGAGAUUUAAGGUACCAUACUUAAGACUUUAUUUUGCUAAUAUCUCUUUAACUUCUCCUGUACAUUUUGUCACAAAUUUUGUAAGUAGGCUCGUAUCUUCAAUGCAGUUUGUUAGCUGUUGUUAGCAUAUUGUGUCAUUAGCUUAAAAACAUUUAAGGGGAAUUUCAUUGCAGUACUGCCUGCUGCUUUCCCAACAAGACAGAUGAUCACUUAUAUCUUUCCUUUUUACUGUCUACCCUCAAAACGGACUCCUUGCUUAAAGGAAUAUUUUGGCAUAAAAUUAAUUUAGGGUCAAACACAUCAUAACACCGAUUUAGACACCCCCUCGAGAGAUGAAUGUUGCCGACCGCUUGCUUCUCUAGUUAUACCAACUUUAGUAACGACCGCACGAUAGCAAUACACCGGUCUGAGGAGCCAUAAACAAACCUCGACCAAAACGCCACUCUAUAACCACAAAUAAAGCUCAGAACAGCACCUAACUUCAUCAACAGUCCAUAUAGGGUCCCAGCCACAGCACUAUCCACCAAACAUCUUUUUAACUUUGCCUAAUUUCUUUAGCUAAGAGACUAAACACAACUCACCUACUCUCUUCCAGCAGCCGCUUGUUUGUAGCGAGACCUUUAGGCCAGUCCAUUACGGUCUGGUGCGGGGUGACACAGCUCAAGGAAGAACAUUUAUGAUCAUUACUUUAUCAUUUCCUUGAGGUAAAAAUCAUCGCAUUAAUUAUUUUGCGCUGCAGACGCAGUAGUUCUUCUGCCUUAGUUUCUUGGUCUGAUCGCAUUUUCAUGAAGAAAAGAAGAAAUUUUACGGCAGAAUAUCCUUUGAAGUGCAUUUCAUCACCUUUAUGUCUGCAUCUCAAGUGUUUUUAGUUUUGCAUCUUUAUUCAGCAUUUUUGCCUCCUGUCUUACUAACAAAAAGACUGAUUUUAACUUAAGUUGUUGUGACAUUCACCAGUAGGAAGACAACUCCUUUAAUACAGGCAUGCAAAAUUCAAAUUAUUCCCAAUUUUCUGCUUCUUUUCUGACAUCAAGACCGAUUUCAAUCUCAGUGGGUGUGACAAUAACAAAACGGAAUUCCUUGGCACCACUUUUUGGACGUUUUUACAGAAACAUUUUUAAAAUGAUGCAAUAGCAGCGAAGAUUAGCUUGCAGUGAAGAGGUGUCAGUGCAGAAAAUCGUAAUGCUGUGCUUUCUCAACUAUGAUGCAAGCAGCCAUUAGCUUUAAACAGACGGAGCGAGGAACAUUUUUCUCACCGUGGCCAGACUUUACUUCAUCCGAGAGUCAGUUUUAAGAACUUUAACUUUUUCUCUUUUACACCACAUGAAUCUGUCUCUCUAAAUAUCUGUCCUCUACUUGAACAAAGAAGAAAAGGUUUAGUGUUCCACCGCUGUAGACCGGAGACCUAAUGCGUGUCAUGAGAUAACUUGGUGUUAAAAGUUAGUGGAAAGCAAAAGAGACAGAGAAGAAGGAUAAAUUACAGAAAUGGGUGUGAUGGUAAAAAUUCUGUUGUUUUUUCAUGGCCCGCUCUCAGCGGAGCUGUGCAGUGACCGUGAUCUGCAGCAGCUGCCAUUCCUGCAGCCACAGCCAAGUUCUUGACGGCUCCCUGGAUACGUCUUCCUCUCCUCCCUGUUUCUUUUCUUCCAUUCCCUCCUCGUUCUCUGCAACCUCAAGCUUAACAAACCACAAAGUCAAGCUCUGCUGCUGUUUGGGAAGUGAAAGCAGACAUGCUGGGGGAUCGGUAUCUGCUUUACCUAGAUAUAUUACAUACAGUAUAUAGUGAUACUUUUUCCACUGGCCCUAAUACCAGACCUGUGUGCUGUGGGAUGACUAUGCAGCAAGUGAUUGUAUAACAGUCACUACGAGUGUGAUAAGUUUGAGCUACUCCCUCGGAUGGAAUAUGAACUUAAGCAGAGAUUUUAAAAAAAAUAGACCAUAUCCUCUCUUAUGUUUACAAGUGCAUUAAGUCACGUUUCACUGUGUUUUAUGUGAGAGAUGUUUUUAUUGUUUUUCCUGACCUACUGAACUUUCUGUGCGCCUCUUCUCUUCUGUUUAUCUCCAUUUCCAGCACGGCUGUGGGAACUUUAUCCGAGUGGUGCAGCCUUACAACAGAACUCAUCUGUUCAUGUGCGGCAGCGGAGCCUACAGUCCCGUCUGUGUGUACAUCAACCGGGGCCGCAGGCCGGAGGUGGGCUCCUGAUGACGGAUUCACUUCAUUACAUAUACAAACUCUAGACUGUAUAAACCAUGUUUUGGUGACGCUGGCUCGUUAGUUUACACUGUCAUGAAUGGAGCUGUUGAGGAGCUACAGAGCAACCCCCCCAUGUGUUCCCCAGUAAAGUCACUGUUGUUGUCCCAUAAUAAACUUUGGGACACACCAGAGUUAGCCGAAUGACACAUCGCGAACAAACCUUCAAAAAUGCCUAUAAAUCCUAUGAUGUAGGAAUUCAAUCUUAACAUGUUGUUGAUGGGUUCUAAAAUUGGCCAAAAAGUAAAGGAAGUUUGGUCAUUUGAAGCUUGAAAUAAAGAGCUAAAGUCACUGUUGUCAUCCCAUAAUAAACUUUAAGACACAACAGAGUCAGCCAAAUGACACAUUGCAAACAAAGCCUUGAAAAGUACCUAUAAAUUCUAUAAUUGAGGAAUUAAUUCUUAAUAUGUUGCUGAUGGAUUCUAAAAUUGACCAAAAAGUAAAGGAGGUUUGGUCCUUUGAAGCUUGAAAUGGAGAGCUGUACAAGAGUUUGUACGUUCGCCCCAGGGGUUAUUAAAAAAAUACACAUGCUUGACUUUAUUUAAGAGGUUAAUGUGAUUAUUACUCCAAUGGGACAGUAAAGCGAAGCUCUCAUCUUCUUUAGUUACCUGUAAAAGCACUUGAAGCGUGGGUUGUUAAUUCAGCCCUGAAGCACAAUAAAAUCAUAGUAAUGAGAAUGCUGCCACCCAGAGUGAGUAAAUAAAAACACUUUUGUGCAAAAGAGACUCCACAUAAAUGAAAAUGCCCCAAUAAGACUUUUUUUAGUGUAAUUAAUGCAGUUAUUUAUCAUUAAUGUUAGUAUUUGGAGGUUUACAUCAUCAUUAAACACAUUAGGCCAAAAGUAAAGAUUGAUAUUUAGUGUCACUUUCUAUCAGCUAAAAAUGAACUUAUUGUCUUUAGAUGUACAAACAAAUAGAAAAUUGUCAAAGAUGGACAUACCAAGGGCACAAAUUGCACUAAUCUCCUCACAAUAUGACCUUCCUAAUGUUGUAUUCAUGUGUAGCAUCAGAUUACAGUUGUUUCCAUCAACAAGAACAAUCUUUGCCUGGACUGAAAAGACUUAACAAUAACCUCUAUGUGGUGAAACAGUUGAUUUCACAAUGCUGUGUUGAGAGUUUUUUAAUGUAAUGCCACAUGGGAGGAGAAGCUGAGGAUAAGAGGGAGAAAAUGUUACUCUUGUGCCGCGGAUAAAGAGCUGAUUCCUCUGCUCUCAUCUCCGGCCGCACGGAUCUGUAAGCGAGAGCAGGAAAGCCCUCCAGGAGAAAAGUGCUCACUGGGUGAAUAACAUUUAGCCACAGACUGCUGAAGGCUGCCAGGCACUAAUAAGCAGAGCGAGAGCACUCACAGCCCCACUCUUUCCACACUGCGGCUCCGUUUUGUCAUUUAGCGGGUUUGUUUGAAAGUUACACUGCACUGCUUGCAACUUUGGAGGUCAAACAUGUUGGUUUUUCAAGAAAAGGAAUUUGUUAGCUGAAGGAGGACAGCUGAGUGCAGACCUCAACAGUAAGCCCUGUCCCUCGACUCAAAGACAGCUUAAAACUUGACGAGAUUGCAGAAAAGUUGAGCUACACUCUUUUGCCAAUGAUUUGCACCUCUCAGACAAAUUGCAAUAAGUGUCAGGUCUUUGAUUUAGUUGAAAACUUUGAUAGUGUUGGAUUACUUGUUUCAGAAAGUAGAGUUUUGUUUGUUUGGCCUUGGUAGCCAGUGUGUAGCACAGACACGGUUUGUUAUUUUCAUGUCAAAAAGCCCAAGAGCAGAGCAAAUACACUGUCUUUCAUCGAUGAGUCCACAUUGAGCCAACUAGUUCAACAAAUUCUUUGAUUUUGCAGACAUUUAUUUAAAUUGUAUCAUUGGAUGAGCUGAAAUGGCCCAUUUUUCAGCAAGUGCAUCAUCGACCUAUACAACCUUAUAGGUUUUCAGUAGACUGGCGCCUUACUGAACCGUGUCACAUCACAUAACUUGGAAAAAAAAAAAACUAUUUUUGCAGUGCAGACUUCAGUGACAGACUCUACCAGAUGGACUCAGUACUUUUUGGCAGGCAGACUUAUUUUCCCAGAAAAUCCACCUCUGCUGAUGUCAGUCUCAUUCAAUCCAAGGCAGUUGUAUCACCACAGAGGGUCAGAUCAAAAUUGGGUGGGAGAAGAAGCCCUAUAAUUUACCCAGGUUACUAUAAGAGGAAAUUGAAGCAUCCGGUCUGCCAUAAGGUAGGGCUAAAACUUAGCAGCUGUUCCACUUCAGAUAGAGAGAUGGCCAUCCAACAUACGAGCGGAGAAAUUCCUCCCCUUCCCAAAUGGAAAAUAGUUUUUAUUGUUCGACAUUGGCCCAUAAAGAUAGACCGGGUCAGGAGUGUUUUUGAGGAUCCUCAAAUCCAAGAGGGAGGGAAACAUGAGCAGACACCUUGUGAGACCUUUUUUACGAUAAUUAAAGUAUCUUAUAUGCAAUUUACAAUAAAGCAAUCUAACAUUAUAGACAUCCAAAGUACCAUAUUUACAUAGUGCUGAUUGUGUUGAGUGUCUUUUAAGUUCCUGUCUCCAAAUGCCUCUCAAAACCCUUUGUAUUAGAUUUAAUAUUUUAUUGGGAUUUAUCUGAGUGACAUUUUUAUUGUUGUCCAACACGGGCCAGUUAAAGUAGCCCACGCCAGAACUUCUAAAGGGAAAGAAACAUGAGUGUGACUACCUUGUGGGACAUUUUUUUGCCUAUAUGUAAAGUUUUAUUGUGUUAGAGGCCACUAGACAGAAUGACUUUUCAUAUAAAACUGUCUCCAAAUUGUCUUACUUCCUCUUUUCUCCCUAACAGGAACAGGUAUUUCACAUUGACUCAAGAAGCGAAUCUGGGAAAGGGAGGUGCUCCUUCAACCCUCAAGUGAACACAGUCUCCGUCAUGCUCAGUAAGUCACUGCUACCUCCGCCCUCAUAAUUUAAGCCGCUUUAAAACCUCGGAAGAAAUGUCGAAAUACGACAUGCCCUUAAAAAGGUCAAAUGUAGGACAGAAAAAAGGAACCACUUCAGAAAUGUUGCAGUUCCAUGUAUGGCCACUUGAGGCUGACUCUAAAAUGAGCCAAGUCAAAAAUCGAUCAAUUUCACUGUCAAAAGCCAGCAAGGUGAGAUUUUUUUUGUCUUAUGUCACUAUUUGAAGGCAAGAGAAGCAAAUAGGCUUUGUCCACAGGGGGCGCCAAAAUUAACACAAACCUAAAGUUCCUCACAGAAGCUUUAAAGCGCUUGAGCAUGUAAAACUUAAGAAUGCACAUUAUCCAACUUAUAUGGAUACCAAAAAGCUGGCUUCUCAAGAGAUAUAAAUUACAUUAUUUUCCUGUUCAGCGCCUUUAAAGCUCCUGUCAGGAACUUUUGGUUUGUGUCAAUUUUUGUGGCCCUUGAACAAAGCAGCGUUUGCUUAUUUUGUCCUCUCCAUGUUCAGGCAAUUAUAAGAUCUCACCCUGCUGACUUUUGACAGUCCAGGUUCUGUAGUAUUUGUUAAGGCGGUAGUUGUAAAAACAGUCUUGUUUGCUUUUGUAUAUCAUGCAAAGGUAGCAGUAUGAAUUUCAGUUUAUUUCUUGAGCAUGAAAAAAUUCCUUAUAGGAGCUUUAACUUUGGCCGGUUGUUGCUAUAUUUCAUUGUCAAACGGCUGUAACAGAGAGGUACUUUUUGUUCCUACAUCUCAAAAGUCUUAGUCAUGACCGUUCUUGAGAUGAAUAAUUAUAUUGGUAGCAUGAAAGGAGUGUUGUUUUGCCCCUUCUCUCGUCCCCGUUCCCUCUCUUUGAUCCCUGAUUAGUUGAGCAGUGUUGGGUUGCUGUUGACACGCUAAGGGUGACACAUUGCACCUCAGCUCUGCUUUCUGACACCUGAGCGCAGCACCCCUGCCAGCGAGUGAGCGCCCUCAGAGACACCCUGGGGGGGAGGGGGCAGAGGGGAGGGUAGAAUAACCUGAAGGAGCAGAAGAGGAAAGAGCUGAGCCAAAUAGAGUCAGGGUCAAAGGCACACCACGGUUAUCAUGCAGCGCUGCAGAGAACAACCAGACAUAGUCUCUGGACUUGAUAAAAUCAGGCCCCAUCUCUGUCAUCGUCAUGUUUUGGACUCCCUGUGUCCGUCUGUGCGCUGUCGACACUCGCUGCUUAGCGGGCCAGCUUGGACUCAGGCCACAUACCCUGAAUCCUCCAGAACACAUGGCCUGGAACUGAUGGGUAGUGAAGUGAGAGUAAAGGAAUGAUAAAAAGCAUGACGCCGAUGGUGGCGAGAACAAAGCUGCUUAUUAGCAGCAGAACACACACAGAGUGUAAACUACGUCACAGAUUCAUGUGUUGUCUUCUCCUUUAACCUUCACGAAUUCAGAGAAAUUCAAUAUUUUCUUAGUUUCUAGUUUUACUUUCUUUUAUGAAAUUUGCUUUAUGAGGCUCUAUGAAUUUGUAAAACAUUUUGUUGAUUUAUCUGCGUUUGAUUCCUGCAGACCAGGAGCUGUUCUCGGGCAUGUACAUCGACUUCAUGGGGACAGAUGCUGCCAUCUUCAGGAGCCUAACUAAGAGGAAUGCAGUGCGCACAGAUCAACACAACUCCAAGUGGCUCAGUGGUAAGCAAACAAACAGUCUUUGUCAACUCAAGUAAAAGAGAUACAAGAGAUUUCUCUUUAUUCAUUAUUUUCUAUUUUUCAUCAUAUGGUGAACUGCGAACAGAUAACCAGCAUUCAAGUUAUAAAAUCAUUGAAAGGUGAAAUUUAAAAUUAUGAAAACAAGACAUCAUUCAUCAAGAUGGUAUUUUGAAAAACAGCAGUCAAAAUCUGGUAUAGUUAGACAGCUUUAAAAUAGAAGCGUUGGAGUUACAGUGCAGAACUGUCCACCCCCCUCCUCUGUGAAGCUUCUCUACUCUCUAUUCUCUCUGAAGUAAAUAUUGUGGGAAGUUCACUCUGAGAAAGACUGCAUGAGCAAAUAUAUCAAAAAUUCAAAAAGUGUUCCUCGGCUGAAAUCUGCAAAGAAUUAGGAUUAAAUCAUUUAUAAAUUCUUUAAAAUAUUCAGAGAAUCUUUCAGAAUCUCUGCACAAAAAAACAACAAUGGGAGGCAGGCAGUACUAAAAAGGUUCCCACAGGAUGGCCAGACCUGGAUUCAAACUUUUUAUUCAAGGGUGAUCAGCACACCAACCUGUGGUCCUCAAUUCAGUCUGGUAUUUCACUCAAGAGAGUCUAGUUUAAGAUGUAAAGGUGGCGGAAUGGAUUCAAACCCUGGACCUGUAUAAAUACUUCAGAUUAUUACAAAUGGGGCCCAGUCGACGUGAAAGUAAAACGCAUUGGUGCUACUGUAGAUGCCAACAGACUACCAGAAAACAUGGUGCUUGCAGGACUUUUACAACUAGGGUAAAGUGACAUAGUCCAGGACCCGAGGUAAACAGUUGUAGCGUUGUAUUGGCGCUAAAAUGCUACAACAUGCAGCAGGUCCCGUUUGACAAGAAACACUUCUGUUACAGACAUUUGACUUACUUUGUUAAAGCGGUUUACCUGUCCAGCAGAAAGGUUACAGGGUCUGUAAGAUCCCGAAGCGUCCCCUAUCGUUGAUGUUGACCUGGCUUUUUAGCUCUUGUCCGGUCUACCUCCUUUUUAAGCACUGAUAUUCCACCAGAGUCUCUGGUAUUUACUUAGUUUUAUUGCUUGUGUUGGCAGUCAUAGCCAAAAGAGGAUUCAGACAAUUUUCUGUACUUUCUGGUUGGUUUCUACUGUCCGAUAUUGUUGCACGCUAACUUUUGUUUGGGCUCGUGAAUGUUAUUCCUGCAGCGUCCACCUCACAACCAAUCAGGUCAGAGGGGUGGAGAACAGCUUUGCUUACAGUCUCAAUCUGCAGCCCGCUCAAAAAUGUUAAAAUGUUGACUAAAGAGGCAUAAGAGAAUCGUGAUAUUCCCAAAUGUCAUUAAUAACUAAUAGCUAUUGACUGAUAUUAAAAGCUUUUAUUGUAUAUUUACCACAAAAAAAUGCCUCUUUAACAGAUUCCUGCCGACCCCACCUUGAAUUGAACUGAAAGUGUAAAAGUGUGUAUCUAUUCAUGUCUUUUAUUCAGAGCCAAUCUUCAUUGACGCCCACCUGAUACCAGAUGGAACAGACCCAAACGACGCCAAACUGUAUUUUUUCUUCCGUGAGAGGCUCACAGACAACAGUGGAAAUACUAAAAAUAUCCACACCAUGGUAGCCAGAGUGUGUCCGGUGAGUGCUUCGUCUCCACCUGAAUACAUCAGCUCUCACAAUGCUGUAGUUUCCUGUUUCUAAUGGCGGCCUGUGUUUGCAGAGUGACAUUGGCGGACAGCGGAGCCUUGUCAACAAGUGGACCACCUUCCUCAAGGCUCGGAUGGUGUGUUCAGUCCUGGAGGAAGACGGCACUGAAACCCACUUUGAUGAACUGGGUCAGUGAAAUGGUGAAACCACUGGGGUGGUUACGUAUUUUCUUUAGUUUUCUGAGUGGCGCCUUAGCUCUUACUUAUUUUUUAAUCCAGCAGACCACUUUAAAAACAUCUGUAUUAAAGAAAACAUGUAUCCAGAGACCAUACUGAUUCCUGCAAGAGUCACAGUUUCCAGUGAUUGCUUUUCUCAUAAACAAGCCACAACACUUCCCUUGUUUGGUCAGGAUUAGGACUUUAGCCCUUUAUCAAAACUCAUAACAAAUAUUCUGCUGCUUUUGGUUACUUUGUGAGUAAUUCAAGUGCUUUUUUAAUGCCGUGAGCUUUGCAAAGUACAAAUACAAGCUUGCGGCAUUUUCUACCCACAUUUCCAUAAAGUCCAUUAGACCGGUCCAUCUGUCAACAUGCAGCUAUUCCUCCAUGCAUUCAUCGCUUUUUGGCAAUCUCCCCUGCAGGAUGAGGUGAUGGGACAAACAGAGGAUUUGCUGAAAGUAUUUAACGUUUAUCUUUGUGUGCGCAUGUGUGUUUUUCCUCACAGAAAGUAUGUUUUUGCUGGAAACCGAUCAGCCCAAGGGUCUGUUGGUGUUCGGAGUAUUCACAUCCACAAGGUAAGUCCAUCGGUGAUGAAGCCAACUGUAACAUUCCUGCAGGUCUCAGUGGUUAUCUUAAUCACUGACUGGAUCUCAGCAGGAGAGGAUGUGCUUGUCUGAGGGCCGGUUACAUAGAGACGUCAUGUGUCGUGUUGCUGAACAGCUCCUUCAGAAGAUGAUCUGUUCGUUACAUGGCCUACGUUUUGAUCUUCUUUCCCUCUGAUCCUUCUUUCCUCCUUCAGAAGCAGCAGUGCUUUAUUCUGCUGACAUCGUGCAUGGAAUAUAUUUAUAGUACGCACUGAUAUGUGAUCUGUGUUGUUGGAUGUGCUCCACCAUGAGCAGGGGUAAUGGUACACAGCAGGAGUUUUGAGCACAGAGGGAAUUCAAUCAUAGCAUUCUUCAGAAAGGUGAAACCUGAGCCACGAAUCUCAGUUUGCAGACACGAAAAGGAGAAAUAUUGUUCACCUUUCUCUCAAAAAAAUGUCAUUUAGAUGCUUAAAGUCUAAUACAGGCAGAGACAGAUAAACAGCUUAUUGAAUAAACCCCUCACUUGAAGUGUUUUAUGAAAACACAUUAACUUUGCAACCUGAAAUUUGCUUAUGAAUAGUUCUUAACCCUUUAAUGCCUUUUGUAUCAUAUUUGAUACAUACUUUUCUAUACUUCAAUCCAAUUAAUAUGAUCAACAAAUUACUAAAAAAUAUACCUGAAUACAGUCCGAUAAAUGAUAAAAAUGCCCUCUUUUAGUUUAUUAGUUUCCAAACACAUCUAAUGUAUCAAAUAAGAUAAAUAAAUAUAUUUGUUAAAUUUUAAAGACAUUUUGAUUUUUGGUUUUUAGUGGUAAGUGAAAUAAACAUUUCAGCUCAAAAUUCUUUUAAUUAUCUGGCCAUAAUUUGUGGUUUCAGGCAUUAAAGGGUUACGUCCAACAUUUUAACAAAACGCUUGUUUCAAAUAAAUGAAAAAAAGUGUAAUAGCAGCUCUUUAUUGUUCUAUGCUUAACAGUUAUGCGGCCUUUAGCCAAGGUUACAAAUGAUGAAAAACCCCUUUUCCUCACCAUUACAUCCUUCAUAUACCUACACCAUCUUCCAGCCUAGCAAUCCUGACAAUGUGUAAAUAAAAAAGCCAGCAGUGUUUCUGUUUCUGGGAAGACAUAGCUUUUAUGAAACCAGCUGCACUAGCUCCUGUGGUGAUGUCACAACAGGAGUGAUUUACAUCAGUAUGAAUAGAUCAUCACUCCCACUCCUCGAAUGAUUUUGCUUCCUUCUACACUAGCACGGUUUAAUUCAGUGUUGCACAAAUGUUUAAAUUAUAAUCUGUCCUAGCUCUUUAGCUCUUCUUAUUUCUUAUCACAACAUACUGGCAACAUUUGCUGUUAAUCUGUUUACGUGUGCCGACUAUGUCACCUCAAAUUACUUAUAAUAUUUACAGUUCAUGAUAUGAAACGUUUGGCUUAGUUCUGGCUCACCAUGUUUGUUUUGGUGUUUUUCCGCCUCUACAUCUUUCUGCCCUUGUCUGCACCCUUCUCCCUUAGAUGAUAUCCAUGCAGCCACUUAGUGCAGUGCCUCAGGCUUAAUUUGUGGGGCUUUCUGUAAAAGACUUCUAAACCUUUCUUAAAAGACAUCUAGGUCAUGUUGUCAACAGCUAAAAAUACAAUUUUAUGGGACCUUUAACUCACAGACAACAAAGAACGGAUCUGACUCAUUUGUAUUACUUAUUUAUCUAACUGAGCACUCCUGUUUUUUUAAGUCCUCACCAGCCAUUGAGCCGUCAAAGAAAGCAUACUUACUGGACUAAUAUUAGGCCUGUAUGUCUGGUUGCCUCGAAGUUGUUUUGAAUCAGACUGUCACAUCACAUCAUACAGGGCAGGUGGGGAAACGUGGCAACCAUGAUACACUUCCACAUCAGCAUUCCCUGGUGAGGUUCUUGGUCUUCCACCUUGGAAAUAAUUCAGUCAUCAAGUUCUAUAAAUACAGACAAUCAGUGCUUUAGUUUCAGGUGGUCUCUGAUAAGCUUUUUCAGUUCUCUAGUUGCAUGUUAAAUCAGAAUGAAUUUAAAUUUUUAAUAAAAAUCCCCAUCAUUAGCAGAUAAUUAUUUCUUUCCACUUCUUUUAUGGAAAACAGACAUGUUUUUACUUUUUACAUAACAUACAGUAUCUGAAUGGGAUCGUCUGGGUUGUAAGUAGCUGAUAGAGCUUUAGGUCUUGGAGGUAUUUCUCAACUUGUGAAGUAACGCUAAAUCCUACAGUUUACAUGAGAGGUCCAAACCAAGCUAAUCUGGAGAUGCUUUGUUUUCUUGCGAUAAGCGUGGUAUAAUUCAAUAAUAAGAGCACAUCAAACCCCACAUUAAAAGAAAAUAUUAUGUUCUGUGAGGCUUUGUAGUAACUCUACUACGCCAGUGAAUUCAGAUCAACUGGAUUUGAGCAGGCUUUCGAGUUUAAUACCAUCCAGACUUCUGCAAUAAUGAAAAAAACAACUCUUUACACUGACAAAUUAAAUUCCUCCGAUUCACCACAGUUACUGUCAGCCGGGUUAAAUUGCAAAUUUGAAGGUUUAAAGCAACAUUCAGUCAAUCCAUUCGUUCUAAUCCUUAAUUGAGUUCAUCUGGUUAACCCGGGCUGACACUCCUGCGGGCCCUUCAUCCACUUGUUACUUGAGGAUCAUAGAGAAGCUGCAGUAGUGUAUCCUGGCUCACGGAGCUCAGCCAAAUCAAACAGUGAGGUCCUCCAGGUCCUUUAGCUCUGUGUUAUUUCUAUUUCAACGCUAUGUUUCUUCCCCCGGCUUCUUUUCCCCCUCUCAACAAAGCUGCUUUUAUGUGUAAAGCAGUGUGGUUUUACAUAACUGAGCCAACCACAUCAGAUCAAUGGAGGGGGAAAUAGGUGAGCCGUUCCCGCCAGAGAGAUGCAACGGUUCCUCCCAGAUUGCAUGACUCGCACAUCCACGGAAACAGAGAUCUUGAAAACAAGUGCGGAAUAUUUAAUCUAGGUGGGUCUGUGUUGUCUUUUACUGAAAAUAUGCAUCUCAUUUUUUUCUCAGCUCCGUGUUUAAAGGCUCCGCUGUGUGUGUGUACAACAUGGCCGACAUCCUCACCGUCUUCAACGGGCCCUUCGCUCACAGAGAGGGACCGAACUUUCAGUGGGUGGCUUUCCAGGGACGCAUCCCCUAUCCGAGGCCUGGAACUGUGAGUUCGUUUCUGGGUCAUCCAUUCAUCUGUGUUUUUUCAGUGCAUGAUUCAUCAACACAAACUUUUAUAAAAUAUUGAUGUCAACAUUACCUCUUUACACAUUGCAUGCCAGAAAAGAUGAGAACACGAAAUAUCUUGUAAAACCGAAGCCCGUCUUAAAAAAUUCAUGGAUGACAUCAAAGUUUUAACAACCGUUGCUUCAGAAGGAAUGACAACACCACAAAACUAUGUCUAUAUGCACACAAUGUAAAGUACAUAUACAAAUAAAUUCCCAAAUAUUUUAUCAGUUUUAAGUUGAAAAACAUAUUAAAAUUCAUAUCUUUGUGUAUUUUAAAGGAACAAAAUGUUUGCAGAAAUUCACUUAACUGGGAUUUUUGUGAAUACGUCAUCCAUUGAAUUGCUUUUGCUAUCAAGUAUUCACCACCGUUGUUUUUGUGGUGUUUUACACAGCUUACUGAUAAUAAAGAUUUAAAAGUUCAUGCAUUCCAAAACCUGUCUUUUUAUACUAUCAGUGUGUCUUAAUGACCUAAUUUAUACUACAGGAAACUGAGGAAUUACAACAUUGCACACGUUUUUUCCACACUUUCAGAACUAGUGAUAGGACAAAAAACGUUGAGAUAUUAUACUAUAAACUAUACAAUUCUGACUUGACAAAAAAAUAUAUAAAAAACAUAAACAUGAAAAUUAAACGCCCAAAUACAGAGCCAUGGGGGACUCCAAAGAUUACAAUCUAUUGUAAGCAAACUGUAAAUUUUUUUCCUACAUUUUGAUAAUAAACUAUAUCUAAAAAACUCACCAUUAAUAAGUGCAGAAAGCAAAGCUAUAAUUUGGAUGUGACUAUGAGGGAUCGUGGAUUCUUUUUGGAAACUGUGCCUUAUUCACUGUUUUCUCUCUCCAGUGUCCCGGUGGAGCCUUCACUCCUGACAUCCAGACAACAAAGGAGUUCCCCGAUGACGUGGUAACCUUUGUCCGGAACCAUCCUGUCAUGUUCAACCCCAUCUACCCAGUGGGAAGGAGGCCCCUGGUGGUCCGUACCAACGCCGAUUACAAAUACACUUCAGUGGCAGUGGACCAGGUCAUGGCGGCAGAUGGCAACUACCAAGUGCUCUUCCUGGGCACAGGUACAACUAUCGACAGUUUUCCAGUCUGACAAAUACAGACAUUGAUCAGAGUUUUACAAGACUAGCUUAGGAGCUACACCAAACAAUCCAAUCCUAUAUUUAUGUAGCACAUUUGAAAAAACAUUUAAGUUUGCCAAAGUGCGGGACAAUAAAAUUAAAAGAACAGACAAUGCAGAAAACAUCAUGAUGAAAUAAAUAAAAGCAAGUAAAAAACAUUUUAAAUGAAAUAAAAACACAAAAGCAUCAAAGAAAUGAAAGUGAUAAAAGGAUAGAGAUCACACAACUCUCAUGCUGAGCUAAAAGCCAAGGAAUAAAAAUGAGUUUUAAGACGUGAUUUGAAAGUAGGAAGAGUGGGGGAUGUUUUAAUCUGUUAGUUUUUAAAUACUACACUAUAUCUUUUACAGUUGAACAUCGGGUGAAAAGGAUUUGCAAGCCAUUUAAAUCUGUAUUUUAGCAACUUUUUACAAUUCAGGUUGUUAAAGAUAUGCACAAAAAAGCAAUAACACAACACCUCAGACGUACAAGGGUUAAUGAUUGUCGAGUGGGUUGCAAGAGUUGCUAAUCAGAUGAACAGACAACAGAGGGGUUAGUUCACUGUGGGUGUGGCCACAAAUUUGAAAUCAUGGCACAAUAUGUAAUGUCAAUUAUGUCAGCAACAGGUCAGAGACAGGUCAGCCUGGAAAGGUUUUGAAAGAGUGGACUUUGACCUCUUUUGACCCCAGUUUAUGGAGUCAGGUGUAAGUCCUGAGAGGGGAUUAUAUGUGCAGCAGACAAACCUAUGUCUGUUUGCGUGCUGAUGGAAUGGUGGUUAAACAAGAUUAUGUGUGAGUUUGUAUGUAAUUAUGCGCGCGCCCGUGUCCACUUGCGCACAUGUUUGCGUUCAGCAAGCUGGGCUGGGGACUCUCUCCCGCAGCUGCUCGUGUUUAUGAGACAGCCUCUCCAUUCUGUUUCUCCUGCCUGGAUUCUUGACAACAAGCCAGGUUUGUCUAUUCAUAUCUCAGCCCAGAGAUGCUGCUUUUGUCUGAAAGAUGACGGAGACGCUCUUAUCUGGCAUUUCCAGGAGCCCGCCAUCGUAACUCCCUCUCUUUUCCCUGCUGCUCAAAAACUCUCAAGACAGAACAGUCGUGUUGAGGGUGGGGGUGUUGUAUUUUGCCCUUUUCCCUGCCCUUGUCCUCCCUAGCGUGGGUUUAAGAGCUACCAUUUCCCUCCGCUGCCACAGUCGAUUUUGCAAUGAAAACUGGCCAUUCAAAUAAAAAUAAGAGCAAAGAAAACAGGCAUACAGGUCCUUUUUUUUCCUUGUUUUCUGCAUUCUAGUUUCUGUAUCUGUUUCACGUGUCUUUUAAGAGCACAUGUGUGGUUACAGCACAUGACAUGUCUGCUUUUUGCCCCCACCAGACAAAGGUACAGUACAGAAGGUGAUUGUGCUGCCCAGCAAUCACUCCCUGCAUGAGGAUCUUAUCCUGGAGGAGCUGGAAGUGUUUAAGGUCAGCUGUCUGUUUUGUAUUUCUUUUUUUCGCUCUGACUUUCAUCCCAUUUCCCGCUAGAAUCAAAGGAAAGGAAGCAGAGGGAAAGACAAGUUUGGCCACAACACAAAGGCCAGGGUGCAGACAGACAGAGCGAGAAAGGCAGGGUGGCAAGCAGGAGAUGGAUGCAAUGCAGCGUGGAGUGAUACGAAACAUGUGAACAGGCCGCAGGGUUCUGGUAGAGGACUGAGCUGUUUUAUCUUAGCCCAAAUCCUUACACGUAUGAUCAACCUGUGAUCAGACGUGGAGACUACAGCUUCUUGGAAUCACCUUACACCUAGAAGACGGCUCAAUAAAAACAGAUCUUCUUUCCAAGGACAGAAUAUAAAGCCAAAAAGAAGAAAAGACAGCAAAGAAAAAUGACCUACAAAAGCCACCAAGUUUACUGCUUAAGCUCAAAAACUCCCCAAUUAAACCAUGACAAGAAUAUUUUUUUAACUUGUCAUUAAAUUAGCAAAACAUGAUGAAAUACUGCAUUUGAAAGUGGCGCUGCUAUGUGUUUUUUUUACUGGUCACAGUCAGAGUUAAAGGGAUAUUCUGGCGUAAAUUUAAGUUCAGGUCAAACACACCAUAACACCGAGUUAGAAACCCCUCAAAAGAUGAAUGUUGCCGACCAAUUGCUUUUCUUGUUAUACCAACUUUAGUAACGACCACAGGAUAGCAAUACAGAGAGCCACACACUCAACCAAAAAGCCACUCUAUAGCCACAAAUAAUGCUCAGAACAGCACCUAACUUUAUCAACAGUACAUAUUCUAGUUCUUUGCCUUAGCGUCUCGGUCUGAUUGCAUUUCCAUGAGGAAAUGAUCAUAAAUGUUCUUCCUUGAGCUGCGUCACCCCGCUGGAGUUGAUGGACUUGCCCAAGGUUUCCGUACAAACAAACAUUCAUCUGACCCUAAGUUAAUUUUACGCCGGAAUAUCCCUUUAAACUAGCUGUUCUUUCCUUGUGAUUGGGCAUUUACCAGUCACGAGCAACAGCCUCAUAUUUAGCACACAGACAAGAGAGUUGUUUAUGUCUAUUCAGAGACAGUGCAUGAAAACUUUAUAGUCCUCUUCAGUGUUCCCAUCUACUACUUUAAACUUGCAGUAGAAAUAACAGUCAACUGUGUCUAAGAGGUCUGAAAUGUGUUUCUGACGUGUUUUUGUAGAACCAAGCUCCUGUUACCAACUUGAGAAUAUCCUCAAAGAAAGUAAGUACCCCUCCAAUUUUCCCUCUCCUCACACGUUUAGUGCACUUUUAUUGUUGUAAUAUGUUAUUCAUUGUCUGUGGCUACUAUGUAAUGCACGAAACAGAACUCUCCUGUGCAUAAUAAGCCUCCCAGAGGCAAGGAAAUAAUAAGCCAUAAUUGUUUCGGCGCUCUGCCUCAUUUUCCUGUCAGCCGGCCACUUAUUAAGACAAACAGGGCGGCUGACAUUUGAACUGUUUGCUUUGCAGCAACAGCUGUACGUCAGCUCGGAGUUCGGGGUCUCACAGGUCUCUCUGCACCGUUGUCACGCUUACGGCUCAGCUUGCGCGGACUGCUGCCUCGCCCGAGACCCCUACUGCGCCUGGGAUGGGCUCAGCUGCUCCCGCUUUUAUCCCACCGGAAAAAGGUACACAGAAGUUCACGGAUUUUAACUACAGUACUGUAAGACCCAAAACAAGAGCUGGUUACAGAGACCAUUCAUGCUUACAGUUUAUCAAAAGGUUGACAAGUUUUAACCGGCAAUAGCAUGGUGCAGUCUUUAGUAUUUUUUCUCUUCAUUGCAAAUGUAGCUUUUCCAAUUUUGCCAUUCGCCUUACUGAGUAUUUCUUUGGCUUAAAAUAGCUGUAAUAUACACACAUCUGUUCACCAAGGAAGAUAGAAUAAUAGAUGUACAAUAUACAGUCGAGCUGAAAGUGGAAAUGUAAGCGAUAUGUUUAAUUAACAAGGAAAGAAAACAUCCACGCUCGGCCUCUCAGUGCAAAAACAUCACAAGAAUGGAAUCCCUCAGCUCGCACUUCAAUCUAAGCCACGUCCCUAAUUCUGCUUUUGUUGUUUUCCACCCUCCGUCUAGACAUAACACAGACGAGGAGGUCUGAGCGACACCUCACCUCUAAAACUUAAACCUCCUUGGUCUCUUUUUAAGGACUGGCUGUCUGUCUCCUGACAUUCCAGGCGGUUGCAGGUCAGGUUUAGUUUGGUCCCAGAACAAAAGCACAGCCCGGCUUUUCCUGUGGGGAAAGAAAGUCUCUGUAAUGUGUCAGCUGUUUACAUGCACGUCUCCUCAAGGCUGUUCUUUAUGAGUGUGCACCACUGUGUGGAAAAACAGUCAGAUUUUCCUCAUAUUGUUUUGAGCCCUUCCAUGAUUUUAAUAUGGAAGAAAGAUGUGAAGAAAAAGGUUGUUAUGAUGGUGUAUUUUUCUAUAUUUAGUUGCAGUUUAUUUAAAGUCAUUGCUAUUUUAUGUUUUUUUUCUAGGAGAAGCAGGAGGCAGGAUAUUAUGCAUGGAAAUCCACUCACUCAAUGCAGAGGAUUCAAUCUAAAAGGUAAAUAAAGCAUAACUUUCAUCUGACAGAGGAUCAAACUGGUGUGAGAAAUUUAUCUUUUGAAGGGGAAAAAACUGAGAAUUUUCACCUGCUUGACAAAUAUCACUCAGUUUAAGCCCACCACCUGCAAAAGAAAUAUCUGUGCUGUGACUUUAACUGAAACACUCUUUCUGGUUUCAGUAUAAUUGUGGGGACUUUCAUUUACACACACACUUUCUGGUUUUAACACUAUUAAGAAUGUUAAACAGACACACACUUUCUGGUUUGGGUGUUUUUGACACUUUCUGGGAAUUCUGCUUAUGGAACUCACACACUGUUGUGUUUCAAUUUUUGUAUGGAGACUAGAUUCAGAUGUAGGGGUUUCAAGUGACAUACACCUCCUACAUUGAUUAUUUUGGAUCAUUUUACUGUCACUCUUCCUCAUUUAAAUAACAUUUUGGGGACUUAAAUAGACCCACUAUUUUUGGUUGUUUAUUCUCAAGGGGACAUUAUCUUACACACACACAUUCUGGUUUAAGCAAUGUUCAGGAAAUUUAAUAGACACAUUUUCUGGGUUUUUUGUAUCUUUAUGAAGGCUUGACAGUUUCUGAGAACUGUCUUGAUGGAGACUUAGACACUACUUCUUAUUUUGGUAUUAGUGUAGAGACUUGCGUUACCACUUAAUGGUUAUAUUUAAUAUCAUGUGGUGACUUUAACUGACACAUGCUAUUCUGUUUAACAUGAAGUGUGGGGGCUUAAACUUUAUAGUUUUUGUAUUAUUUGGGGACUGUCAUUGAAACACUUUUUAAACCAAUAUAUCAAUGUGGGGACCUUGAUGACUCGAACUUCAUGGUUUUGGGUACUAUUACACACUAUAUCCUGUUUUAGUAUUAGAGUAGAGACUUAAUUUCCACAUGAUGGUUUUAAUUGAUAUCAUGUGGUGACUUCAACUGACACAUGCUUUUCUGUUUAAUAUUGAGUGUGGGGGUUUAAACUUAAUAGUUUUGUAUUAUUUGGGGACUGUCAUUGAAACACUCUUUCUAAACCAAUAUAUCAAUGUGGGGACCUUGAUGACUCAAACUUCGUGGUUUGGGGUAUUGUUACACACUAUUUCCUGUUUUGGUAUUAGCGUGGAGACUUAAGUUACCACAUGAUGGUUAGAUUUAAUAUUAUUUGGUAACUUUAACUGACACAUGCUUUUCUGUUUAACAUGAAGUGUGGGGGCUUAAACUUUAUAGUUUUUGUAUUAUUUGGGGACUGUCAUUGAAACACUCAUUGUGGGGACCCUGAUGACUCAAACUCCAUAGUUUUAAGUACUGCUACACACUAUUUCGUGUUUUAGUAUUAGAGUAGAGACUUAAAUUACUACAUAAUGGUUUUAUCUAAUAUCAAUUGGUAACUUUACCUGACACAUGCUUUUCUGUUUAAUAUUGAGUGUGGGGGCUUAAACUUUAUAGUUUUUGUAUUAUUUGGGGACUGUCAUUGAAACACUCUUUCUGAUCAAAAAUAUCAUUGUGGUGACCCUGAUGACUCAAGCUUUGUGGUUUAGGGUACUGUUACUCUGUUAUAACCAAAAAGAGUGACACAGGUUAAUAUUUAAUUUUUAUUCUUAUAGUGAACAGAAAACUAAAGUCAAAGUCGUGCUAAUGUUGCUAGCUUAGUGUACACAGGAGGUAAAAUUUGUGUUUGGCACACAGGUCAGCCCAGGCAAGUUAAUAAGACCAAAGAGUAAAGAAAGUCAGUUAUUAUAGCAUUUAAGAGUAUAUUAUUGUAUAAGGUUUUAUAGUUUGCUGUAAAGUUUUACUGCUUCCAUGUGUUCAAAACAAUCAAGUCUGCAGCUGUUAAUUUUCAGUGUAUAUAUAAAAGUAGAAAGGUAGCAUAUGCUCUUCAAACAGAUGUACAUUGCCAAAGACAAUAACAGAUACACUGACCUUCACAAAAUGACUCCCUAGUUAACUGUGAUUUUGUUGUACGAAAGCUGCAGCUGUUGCUCCAUAUUCAUGUGCUGUCAUGUGCCUGUCCAGGGGGUGUUUGUGCUUGUUGUAAGUCCAGGUACCACACAACAUUCCUUGCAGAUUCACACAGUGGACUGGCAGAGCACUCUGAAACAAGAGGAGAAGAUUUGCUCCCCAGAGUGUUCCAUUUCCGCGAACAGUUUACAUCCUUAAAUUAACACAAGCUUGGGGAACGAACCAUAUGGCUAUUACCAGCAAUUAGCCACAACCGUGUCAUAGAUCCAGCUGUGUGACGAGCCGUUUAGCUGCAUCAGAAACGACACAGUCACUGAGAUGGAACCGGGCUGGUGUGAUGUGAUGAUGUUUUUGUUUUAUUAGUCUUAAGUAGCGGAGGAAGAGUGGGUGAGGGUUGACUCAGCUGCCAGCGUUGGGCUGAGCUUUGUGUCAACAUUUCACUCUCACUGUUGGGAUUUUAGACAGAUUUGAGUCCAUCUGUGGGGUUUGUGUCUGUCAGCAAGUGACGUCUGAUGUGACGUCUGUUGUGACACUCUGUGUGUGUGUAUGUUUUUCUUUAGCCUACAGAAAUGCUGUGGAGAUGACACAGUAUGGAGUGAAAAACAACACCACCUUCCUGGAGUGUAUUCCAAAGUCUCCUCAGGCCUCUAUUCGCUGGCUGAUUCAGCGAGACAACGACAGGAGGAAAGAGGUCAGUUUGACAUAUGAAGAGGUCAAAGGUUAAGCUGAAAUGAAUCCAAUGAUGUAAUGUAAUAUAACUGAUUAAAUGUCUAUUACUGAUCUGUAUCUUCUCUGGAGUUUCGUUCACAUAAUUGAGUUUUAAAUCAAACAUUAAACAUGUCAGAGCAAUCAAAUGAGUUUACGUGCUUGAUAACGAGUUGCCUCUGAUAAAGGAAAAUGGGCAAUGAUUGCCAGUGGAGGAAUGAUACAGAUCAAACUUGAUAAGCAGUCUGACUGAUAACAGGCUCUCCAGCAGGGAAACACUUGACAAGUCUUUGACUCUUCUUUAACCCCUUAAAAGGCUGAGAAAAAUUACAUAAAGCUGAAAAAGAUAAAGACACCUCUUUUAUGGAUUUAGUACACACCUGGAUGGCGUAGACUCUGAGUGGUGGCUGUUUCGUAGCCUUUUCCCCAUGAGAACAGAACUCAGCCUUAGGAUAAAUCGCUUUAGUUUUAGAGUCUUAUUUUUUUUAACUUGCAGGAUUUCAACGAGUAAGUGGAGAAAAACAAAAUCUAAUGUAUUUACAAUGAGAUGAAAAUGUCACAUUGGUCUAAACUACUAUUUUAAAUGGAAACCAAAGCUUCUAAGAAUGUUUAAGCUCCCAUGGGGAGUUUUUGACGUUCGAGAAAUAGACUGUAAUUCAUAUUGAUGCUUUUUUAAUGAUAAACAGAAGCAAACAAGACCAUCAGUGACAAGAUUGAUUAUUUCUGCACCAUAAGUUUUAAUGUCUGAAACUGCUGUGAGGGGGUAGGUGUCAGCCAAGCAGCUGAAGAAACAACCUUGUUUUCACAUCUUUGACAAUAAAUACAAGAAAUUCUGCAUUUGACUGCCAAAAGUCAGCAUGAUCAGACAUGUCUUUUCCUUUCUCCUUAAAGUUCCUCACAGGAGCUGUCAUCAGUUGUAAAUAUGAAUAUUUAGGGCAUGCAGGCUCAUAAAAAACCCUUCAGUAUAUACAAAUUCAGAUAUACAUCAUAGUACAAAGAUGUCUACAGAAUUAAAAUAACACCUAUAGCACACAAUUAGUCUUGAAGAAACAGUCCAUCUCUCCCUGGUUUUUAUCUCAUAAGAAAAAAAGACAAAGGUUGUCCAACUUUAGAUCAGCUGGUCCGUUUAAGGAUUGUGUUAUGUCAUUUUAAAGACAAUGUGCGUUACAGAAAAUGGGAAGGAAACCAGCUCUUGAUUUUAGUACUGCCCCAGGAAAAAUAUCUAGUCCAGCAAAACUUUGAUGACAGUUUAUCCAUUUGUUCUGUCCAACAUUAACAAUUGAUCAAAUAUGACAGCCAGCUUGUUGCACCAAGUUGUGGUUGAUAGAAGCUGCCACAGUGUGGCAUUCAGGAGUUAAAGAUUUCAAUUUUCAAAAUAACAUCCAUGUGAAAAGUUAAUUUAAAAAGAUUUACUAACAUGUCUCCAGCUCUGUUCUCAGGGAUGUCACCCUUUAGUUUCUGAACUAGAGUUUUGAAGGUGAGUGAUGCUGGUAGCCACAUUGGAAAUACUCUUUCAAAAGGCCUUUAGCCUAGCUAACAGCUGUAAUGUUCCUUGCCAAUGAGUCAAAUCAGCCAUGCCCUUACAUAUACAAACUUGCAGACCAAUCCAUAAAAAAGUCAGGGUAGUUAUAAAUGUGUAAUUCUGCUGAAAAAAGGAGCCUUUUAACAUGGAUAAUAAUGGGGAUUCCAGUGCUUUUGUAGCCCCAAGUGGACACUUUAAGAACUGCAGUUUUUAGCUAUUCUGAUUUGACCGUAUCCUUUCCAACCACAGGUAAAGUUGAGUGACCGUGUCCUCUCCACCGAGCAUGGCCUCCUCAUCCGCACCGUCCAGCUGUCUGACCAGGGCCUCUACUACUGUCUGACCACAGAGAACAGCUUCAAACGCACCGUUGCCAAGAUCCGCCUGCGAGUGCUGAGCGAAGCCAUGGUGAGCGUGCUGACGGACAAACAGCAGUCGCCGUGGGCCUGGGCCAGCUCCCUGCACCCGAAGGCCCUUUUGGCAGCCUUCAGUCCGGCAGAGAGCCUGGCUGUGCAACAAUACUGCAAAGAAAGGAAGGAGCUCCAGAAGCUGCAGCAAAGGCAACUGCAGCAGCCGCCUCCGCCGCCUGGACCCCUCAGGGGGGACUUGGCCAAGCUGAAGCCGCUGCUAGACCGGAGGAAGAGCCGCAAUCGCCGUAAUCACCUCCCAGAGGUGUGAAUUCAGACUUAGGAACAGUUUUUAAAACUAGAUCCCUCAUUUUCCAACUCUCAUCUCAAGCUGCAGAUCUUCACUGUGGAUGUACAUGAAAGAGAAGGUUGUUUUGGGGGAAUUUUUCGUCUUGCAUGAGGUAUUAUGACCAGAUGGCUGUGACCUAUGAUAACACACAUGCACAGGCACUUAAAUGUCACCCAUUUGCUGCAGCAGCUCCAACACCAAGCUCCUGUGAACUGUGGUCUUAAAUACACCUUAGGGUGCUGCUAGAGUCGAUAAUCUUUUCUUAUUUUAGAAUUCAUGGAGGGAAUUUGAUCUGCCAGAUAUAAUCUCACUAUGGAUUUGUCUUUUUCUUGCAAAAGUAGGGGGCAAUUUUAAAUCAUCUUUGAGGAGAUUAAAGAGGAACAAAAGGGAGACAGAUGCAUGUAUGACUGUGAGUACCCUUUCAAGUAUUACACUUUAUUAGAUUCCACUCACACUUCCAUCUCAACUUGAAGUAACAAAAUUGUCUCAGCUCAGUGAAAUGAAAAAAUAAAGGUCGUAAAAAGUCAAUUAGAGAGAAAAAGUAAAGUUUUUCUUUCUCGGCUGACAGCUGCACCAACUGCCCACGACACCCUUGUUCACUGAGAGCGCAGAUGGCAAGCAGUCCACAUAAAAAGUGUGAUGUUACAAGCUAAAAUGUGGAAGCUCAAAGGCCAAACUCAGCAUUAAACCCUGAUGUUACAUCCACAAAACCAGAAAUAACAAUAAUAAUAAUUAUAAACAGAAUAUUUAGGAUUGUCUCUGCAGUUGCUAAUAUUUUAACCCUACUGUAUCUAUCCCCAUUACUUCAGACAUACAUGUAAGAGAAUGUGCCUCACUGUAAUUCAGCUGUAUAUUGUAUCAUAUUUCUUUUGUUUGUAGUACAAAAGCAUGUUUAUAGAAAAGCAUCAGCAAUCGAAGUCUCCUAAUUCUUCUCAAGAUUAGGUUUGAGUAAUAAGACUAGCAGAUGCACAUUUUUAUUCAGUUUAAAACCUAAGAGUUUGGGAAAAGACAAGCUGAAAUAAAACAGUAUCCAUCUUUGGAUCAACAUUUUCCACACAUCUUUCAGCAAAGAGAAUAAGUAGCGAUUACCAAUAGGAUAGUGUGUAAAAUAGACCAUUUGACAUAUGUGAAUACUUUUUUUCAGAUGUGUAGUUCAUGUAGAUAGAGAUUAUUUGUUGUGUACAGAGUAUUUUUGUGUUUCAUCUGUUUAAUUUAACAUCGUGCCAAGGUUUGUGAAAAUGUGUUCUCAUUGUGUAUAUAGAUUCAACAUAAUUCACCAACCAUGACUGUAUCUGCAAUUUGUAGAGAUAAACGGUAUUAUUUUCAUUUUCAGAAAAAGGGACUUUUAUGAUGCUCCCAUCCUGGUUUGGAUAAUUCUGCUCCACAAAACGGUGUGACCGGCGGCUUCAUCUCAGAGUAAUUUCAGUGUUAUGAAACUUGUGUAUUUGUAUUUAUUAAUGUCAUGAUAGCCCAAAUAAAUCUGUCCAGAUAGAUAUCAUUUUAUAGAAAGAUCAUGUCAUUCAUCGUCUCAUAAUUUUCUCAAUCUUCUAAUAGUAAUCACUUGGUGGGUUUGCAUUACUACAUCCAAUCAGAUUAGAGUUGGACUAAUGUGUUUAUGUGU